CCACCCGCUCUCUCGGCUCGCACUAUCCGCUAACUAUUCGCAAUCGACCGACGUCUUGGUUGUUGGACUUGGGUUAUAAUGACUUAACUUCUGCUAAAUGAACCCGUGCACUAGUAUAAGUUUCUCGCAGUGGCGUUAUUUUGUUUCGGGCGAGCGCCUCUACAGGACUAGUAUUGAGUGAGAGUUUUUUCGUGCGUAGUGCUGCGACAGCGGCAGGAUGGAGAAGCAGUCGAGGUGGUCGGAGCAGCGCUCGGAGCAGCGCGUGCAGACGCAGCAGCAGCAGCACUCGGAGCGACGCGAGGUCAUGCAGCAGCAGCAGGUGGUGCAGCAGCAGCAGCGAGUGCAGCGCACCGAGCACCACUACACACAGAUCUCCCAAGUUGGGGGCGCCGGUGGAGAUCGUUUACCUAUCACCGCUGGCAGGCCUGGUGACCCAUCUCCACCCAUAUUCGAACAAAUAUUUAAAAAUGCGAGAUUCGCCCAAGGAGGCAAUGCGAAAUUCGAGGGUAAGCUAAGAGGCAAUCCCACACCCGUGGUUUCUUGGACCAGAAAGAAGGCACCGCUAGUAGAAUGUAAUAAAUAUAGUAUGAGUUAUAACGAACAGACCGGCGACGUGUCGCUUCUCAUCAAGCAAAUCGGCCCCGGUGAUGAAGGUGAAUACACGUGUACGGCGCGCAACCAGUACGGCGAAGCUAUCUGCUCAGUGUACAUACAACCCGAGGGUGUUCCCGUGCCCGCGCACCAGGCAUCCCAGCAGCAGAGCUAUAGACAUGUCAGCGAAAGCGUCGAACACAAGUCCUACGGAACACAGGAGUUCUCCGACAAAUCUAAACAGUCACAAAAAUAUGUCUACACGAACGGAUCCGAGGUUUCCACUGAAGAUUUCAAGGUAGACACGUUCGAAUAUAGAUUGCUCCGAGAGGUGUCGUUCAGAGAAACGAUCACGAAGAGAUAUGUUGGAGAGACUGAUGUACAUAUAAACACUGAAAUAGAUAAAUCACUGGGACCAAUAUCACCGCCGAAAAUAUCACAGAAACCUAGAAACUCAAAACUUCAGGAGGGCACCGAUGCCCAGUUUCAAGUUCAGCUGUCUGGAAAUCCAAGACCGCGGGUCACUUGGUUCAAAAACGGCCAAAGGAUAGUUAAUUCGAACAAACACAACAUCAUCACUACAAAUAAUCAAACUAUCCUAAGAAUAAGAAAUACACAAAAAUCGGAUUCUGCUCACUACACUCUACUGGCAGAAAAUCCUAAUGGCUGUAUCGUUACCUCGGCAUAUCUCGCUGUGGAAUCUCCUCACGAGACGUAUGUUCAAGAACAGAAAUCACAGCAUAUCCUAGAAUCUCAACAAAUAGAGACUGAAAAAGUAGAAAUAAGUGAAAAAGCUCUUGCCCCACAAUUCGUAAAAGUCUGCCAAGACCGUGAUGUUACAGAAGGUAAAAUGACGCGAUUCGAUUGCCGCGUCACCGGCAGACCUUACCCCGAAGUCACGUGGUUCAUUAAUGAUAGACAAAUACGAGACGAUUAUAAUCAUAAAAUUUUAGUUAACGAAUCAGGUAAUCAUGCUCUUAUGAUUACAAACGUCGAUAGACGUGAUAGUGGUGUAGUUACUUGCAUUGCACGAAACAAGAGUGGUGAAACAUCUUUCCAAUGCAGAUUGAAUGUGAUAGAGAAGGAGCAAGUCGUCGCUCCAAAGUUUGUCGAACGUUUUAGUACGAUAAGUGUAAGAGAGGGUGAACCGGUAGUGUUGAACGCACGAGCGGUCGGUACCCCUACACCACGUAUCACAUGGCAGAAGGACGGCGUUCCGAUUAUACCCAAUCCAGAACUACGAAUUAGUUCCGAUGGUGGGGCCUCGACAUUAGAUAUACCGAGAGCCAAGGCGUCGGAUGCGGCAUGGUACCAGUGUACAGCACAGAAUGUCGCAGGCUCCACCGCAACUCGGGCAAGGCUCUAUGUGGAAGUUCCCAAAGAGCCUCCGCCCGAGCAGAAGCGUCUGCACUUACCUCGGCCAACUAAAAUUAUCGAGCCAGAGCCUGCCCCUGGUCCGGAAAUUAUUUAUUUAAGGCACGUGGAAAGAGCACGACCGUAUAUUCCUCCGGGUGAGGAAGACCGUGUCUAUCCUCCACCACAGUUUAUUGUGCCACUCAAAAGUGUUACACAGAUGGAGGGUGGCAAAAUUCACUUUGAAACGAGGAUAGAGCCGGUUGGCGACCCAUCGAUGAGAAUCGAAUGGUUGAAAAAUGGACAAAGUAUAGAAGCUAGUUCUAGAUUUACUUCAGUGUUCCGGUUCGGUUACAUAUCUCUAGACAUGCUCAGUCUGAAUAUGCAAGACAGCGGCGAAUACACAUGUCGUGCCAUCAGCGCGACAGGUGCCGCCGAAACCAAAGCAAUGUUGCACGUAACACCGCGAGCAACAAUCGAAAGAAGUAGUCAACAUCCAGAGAGCUUACAAUACAUCCAGCAAUUGGAAGAUUACUCUAAAUAUCAACAUCAGGAAUCAGUUGAGGAGCAAGUUUCACAGAAACCUCAAUUCAUCAGACCACUACAAGAUCUCGGUGAACUUCAGGAAGGCAGGAAUGCCCACUUUGAAGCACAAUUGACUCCAGUCAGCGAUCCUACAAUGAGAGUGGAAUGGUACAAGGAUGGCCGACCGAUCACAGCCAGCUCGCGAAUCACAGCAAUCUUCAACUUCGGCUACGUCUCCCUUAACAUCAUGCACCUACGGGCUGAAGAUGCAGGUUCGUACACAGUGAGGGCUAUGAACAAACUCGGUGAAGCCAUCAGUACUGCCACCAUCAGAGUAGCAGCCAGGAGCACCGUCACCGCAGAUCUUGGUAUUCCUGAACAAAGACGAUACAUCGAAAAGACUGAGCAGCUAGAGGCUUACCAGCAGCAGCAGCAUCAAAAAUAUUAUCAGGAAGUACCUGAAAGUACGCAGAAACCUGAAUUCAAAACACCAAUCAAAGAUCAAAUUAAUAUUAAGGAAGGUGGAUUCGCACAUUUCGAAGCUCGUUUAGAGCCUAUCGGCGACUCUACUCUAAAGGUAGAAUGGUUGAAAAAUGGCAAGCCCGUUGAGGCAAGCUCAAGAAUCACAACAUUCUUCAAUUUCGGUUAUGUAGCACUUACUAUCAAAUCAGUGACCGUGCACGAUGCUGGUCACUACACAUGUCGUGCUUAUAACAAAGUUGGUCAAGCGACGACAAACGCCAACUUAACUAUAGUAACUAAAAAAGACAUAAUAGCAGAAUCGCAACACCCUGGUGGAUUAGAAAAGAUCCAAUUCUUGGAAGAUUCAAGCAAAUAUUCAAAGAGGUCAGACGAAGAAGUCAGAGUUACUCAGAAGCCAAGAUUCUUAGGACCAUUAAAGGGUACAAAUAAAAUCGUUGAAGGCCAAAGUGCCCACUUUGAAGCUCGCGUCGAACCGCAGAGUGAUUUGACCUUGAACAUAGAAUGGUAUUUCAACGGAAAGCAGAUAAAGUCAGCUAACCGUAUUCAAACUUACCAUGACUUUGGAUAUGUGGCUCUAGACAUAUCUAGUGUAAGAGCUGAAGAUGCUGGAGUGUACACAGUUGUAGCGCGUAAUGCUGCAGGAGAAGCGCAGCUUAGUGCUUCAAUGGUCGUUGAAACAAGGUCCAGCAUAGACACAUCAAGCAUACACCAUGGCUUAUAUGAGAAGACCAGACAGAUGGAAGAAUCUAAAUUUGUUGAGCCAAUGUACCACAUUGAAGAGAUCUCAAAGUCUAAGCCUGUAUUCGUACAGCCACUGUCGGAUCCUCAGCCUAUUUCAGAAGGCAAAAAUAUUCAUCUCGAAUGUCGUCUAGAACCUAUGGGAGAUCCUACCAUGAGGGUCGAAUGGUUCCAUAAUGGACGUGCUGUUACUGUAGGCUCGAGAUUCAAAACUUACUACGACUUUGGAUUUGUAGCAUUGGAUAUCAUUCAUGCUACUUCAGCUGAUUCUGGUGAGUAUACUGUUAGGGCAGUGAAUCAUCUGGGCAGUGCUCACACGUCAGCUAUGGUAAGAGUAAUCGAACGAUCUGACAUUUUAACUGAAACACAAAACGAACAAGCCGUUGAACAAAUCCAAAUGCUAGAAGACGCGUCUCGUCGCAGCCGACAGGUUCAAGAAGAUAUAACAGUAAUGCAGGCGCCACACUUUUCUCGCGCCUUACAUAAUAUAGAAACUGUCGAAGGAACGAAUGUUCACCUCGAAUGUCGCUUACAACCUGUAGGCGAUCCGACAAUGAGAGUAGAGUGGUUCUGCAAUGGACGACCAAUAAAAACAGGACACAGAUUCAGACCUGCGUAUGAAUUUGACUACGUUGCUUUAGAUCUCCUAAGUGUAUAUCCCGAGGAUUCCGGAGUUUACACUUGCCAAGCUACCAAUCAGCUGGGUGAAGCCGUGACAUCGUGCGCUCUGCGCGUAAUGGCCAAGAAAGAUUUGAUAUUGGAAUCACAGCACCCAGGGGGCUUAGAGAAGAUCCAAUAUUUAGAAGAUGCAUCGAGGUACAAGAAGACUGAUAUAAUUGACGAAUCUAUUAACAUUAAACCACGAUUCGUGACUAAGCCUAAAUCAAUUGAAAAUGUCAAAGAAGGACAGCACGUUCAUUUCGAAUGCAAACUGGAACCAGUGACCGAUUCAAACCUGAAAGUUGAAUGGUUCAAAAACGGAAAACCUGUUACUAUUGGACAUAGGUUCCGCCCAAUCCAUGAUUUCGGCUACGUAGCCCUUGACAUCAUUGACUUGAUUGCCGAAGAUUCCGGAAUAUACACAUGCAGAGCGGUUAACUUGGUUGGAACUGACGAAGUUAGCUGCAGGUUGACUUGCCGAGAAACGGCUGAUAUUAUAAGGGCCACUCAAAACGAGGCCGGCUUAGAACAGAUUCAUGUCUUGGAAGACAGAUCGAGAUAUCACAGAACAGAUUACUCAGAUGAAGUGACCACACAGGCACCUAUUUUCACGACAUCACUGAAGAACGUGGAAAUUAAGGAGGGCCAACGAGCUCACUUCGAAUGUAGAUUGAUCCCGGUUUCUGACCCUACGAUGAAAGUAGAAUGGUAUCACAACAACAAACCACUGAAGAGUGGUUCCAGAUUCACAGAAACCAAUAACUUCGGUUUCGUGGCCCUCGACAUUAUGUCUUGCCUACCCGAGGAUUCGGGCACUUACACUUGCAGAGCAAUCAACGCAUUGGGUGAAGCGGUAACAUCAGGAAUUGCUAUCGUACACUCCAAGAAAUCGAUUUACUUGGAAUCGCAACACGAGGAAGCGUUGCCAAGAUUGAACCAGUUGGAAGAUGGUUCAAGGCAUCACAAGCCGACUUCUCAAGAGGAAGUAACUACUCAAGCUCCAGUAUUUACUAUGCCACUGAAAGACAUGAGAGUAGCUGAAAAUCAAGCUGUUCAUUUCGAAGCUAGACUUAUUCCCGUUGGGGAUCCUAAAUUGAAAGUACAGUGGCUGCGCAAUGGAGUACCCAUUGAAGCUUCCAACCGCAUUACCACAAUGCAUGACUUCGGAUACGUUGCUCUCAACAUGAAGUAUGUAAAUCCUGAAGACUCGGGAACUUACACAUGCUAUGCCAUCAAUGAGUUAGGCGAGGCAGUAACAUCAUCUACUCUAUUUGUGCAAUCUAAAGCAUCACUUCAACUAGAAUCUCAGCAUGAAACUGCUCUACAAAAGAUUCAACAAUUGGAGGACACCUCCCGCUAUCAACGUAAGGAGGACGUUGAAAUUGCUGUCACUCAAGCUCCACGCUUCGUGACACAUCUGAAUGGACCCACAAAACUGAUUGAAGGACAGAGCGCUCACUACGAAUGUCGCAUUGAGCCCUACCCUGACCCCAACAUGAGAGUCGAAUGGUACUUCAACGGAAAAGUCCUCCAAAGCGGUCACCGCUACAGAACAGCAUUUGACUUUGGCUUCGCAGCUCUCGAUAUCCUUACCGUAUAUGGUGAAGAUUCGGGAGAAUAUACCUGCAAGGUUAUUAAUAACUUGGGACAAGCGACAUCAUCUAUCAAAUUAAAUGUCCAAUCCAAGGAAUCCAUCAUUCGUGACAGCCAACACGAAAGUGCCCUAGAGAAGAUCCAAUAUCUCGAAGAUGACAGCAGAUACAAGCGCGUUGUGCGUGAUGAAGCAUUCAUUGCCGAAAAACCACAAUUUGGCAAACCUAUCAAGAACGCCCAUGUUCCUGAAGGCCAACCCGUGCAUUUAGAAGCUACGUUAACACCAGUAAAUGAUCCCACAAUGCGAGUCGAAUGGUAUUGUAACGGUAGACCGAUCCAACAAGGCCAUCGAUUCAAAACUACAUACGAUUUCGGAUAUGUCGCGUUAGACGUUUUAUACGCGUACGCCGAAGACUCCGGCACUUAUAUGUGUAAAGCUACUAAUGCAGUUGGUGAGGCUGUCACAACAAGCUCAGUCAAUGUUGAUGCUAAAGCUUCACUAUACCUAGACACGCUUGAUGAACAGCGUCUCAAAAAGAUCCAAGAACUUGAACAUUACGAAAGACCCAGAGCGGUCGAAGAAGAAAAACCUGGACAACGACCUGUUUUCCUUACGGCUUUAACUAGCCUCGAAAACCUCAAAGAAGGAGACCGGGCUCAUUUCGAGUGCAGGGUAGAACCCAUCAAUGAUCCCGACCUUAAAAUUGAGUGGUUCCUCAAUGGUCAAAAAAUUAAGACAGGUCAUAGAUUCCGUACCACACAUGAUUUCGGCUACGUCGCUUUAGAUAUUUUAUACACAUACACAGAAGAUUCUGGAACAUACAUGUGCAAAGCUACAAACAAAUUGGGUGAAGCUGUUAAUACAUGCACGUUGAAGGUUGCAGGGCACAAGAGUAUUAUAUUAGAUACACAACAUCCAAAUGGUCUCGAAAAAAUUAGACAAUUAGAAGCUCAAGGACAUACCACACGUAUGGAGGUCGAAGAACCUAAAAUUUCGCCUCCGAGAUUUGUUACCGAACUCAGAGGUACAACUCACGUAUUCGAAGGAAAAACCGCCCACUUUGAAUGCCAAGUGGAGCCCGUACAGGAUCCGAACUUACGCAUAGAAUUUUACCAUAACGGUAAAGCCCUGCAAUCUGCGUCACGAUUCCAUAUCACUUUUGAUUUUGGUUACGUGUCACUGGAUAUAUCACACUGCGUACCUGAGGAUGCUGGCGAAUACUCCGUUAAGGCAAUCAAUGCGCUCGGCCAAUGCACAUCCGCCAUAUCCAUGACAGUAACCGCAAAAGGAAGUAUUAUUUCGGAAUCUCAACGUCCAGAAGGUCUCGAAAAGAUUCGCGAACUGGAAUCAGCUGAACCAUUUAAGCGCCCAGAAAUACCAGAACCGGUGACGAGACAACGCCCCGUGUUCACUCAACCUCUUCAAAACAUUGACAACAUACAAGAAGGCCAGACUGCUCACUUCGAUUGCCGACUUAUUCCUGUCGGCGAUCCGACACUCAAGGUAGAAUGGUUCAGAAAUGAAAAACUUAUAGAAGAUAGUUCCAGAAUUACCAAGACUCAUGACUUUGGUUACGUCUCUAUGACUAUUACUCACGUCAGAGAUGAAGAUGAAGGAGUUUACAUGUGCCGAGCCUCCAACUUGCUCGGAGAAGCUGUAACAACAGCUGCAAUGAAGAUAAAAACCAAAGCUGCAAUCCAAAUGGAAACUCAGCACCCAGAAGGAAUGAAGAAGAUUCAGAGGCUAGAAGAGCCACAACAGAGGCGUGCUGAUGAACCAGAACGUGAAUUUGAGAAACCCAUUUUCACUCAAGUAUUAACAGGACCAUCAGAGUUAUGGGAAGGACAACAUGCGCAUUACGAAGCUCGUGUUGUGCCCGUCGGUGAUCCUAGUUUAAGAUUUGAAUGGUAUAUCAACGGAGUGGAACUUAAAAUGGGUUCCAGGUUCCGUACUACACAUGACUUUGGUUUUGUAACUUUGGACAUUAACUCCGUCGUUGCAAACGAUGCUGGCUUAUACAUGUGUAAAGCUAUUAACAAAGCAGGCAGCACUGUCUCAUCCACAUCCCUCAAGGUGAAGACAAAGUCUACGGUCGUAGAUCAAGCUAUGAGACCAGAAUCAUGGGAACAAAUACAGCUCAAAGAAGCAGCGAUGAACAAAGUUCCUGAAAUGUUCGUAGACUCCGGAGUGCAACAAGCUCCCAUCUUCACAACACAUCUAAAGAGUUACGACAAACUUGUUGAAGGACAACAUGUUUACUUAGAGGCUCAAGUGGAGCCUCGCGCUGAUCCUAACUUACGCAUUGAAUGGUUCAAGAACGGAGUCUCUUUAACUACUGGAUCGAGAAUAAAGAGCACAUUCGAUUUCGGACUUGUCACCUUGUCCAUUAAUAGUCUUCGUAACGAUGACUCCGGUAUAUACACUUGCAAAGCCACGAACUUGAUGGGUGAAGCAGUUUCUACUGCAUCGAUCAAGAUUGAAGACCGCCACUGGCUACUUGGAGAAUCAUUACAUCCUGAAUCUUUGGAUCGUAUUGGUGCGCUUGAACAACCAAAGCCAUCCAAACCAGAAUCGCCUGAGGUUGUUUACGAAACACCUGUAUUCAUUUCACAUCUUAACAACAUCGUGUGCAAGGAAGGCGAUAACAUUCAUUUCGAAUGCAAUGUCGAACCGUCACGUGAUCCAACUCUAAAGAUUGAGUGGUUCUUCAAUAACAAGCCACUGCCAUCCGGCACUCGCUACAAGAGCAUUCAUGACUUCAACUACGUAUCUCUUGAUAUCACACAUACAUACGAAGAGGAUUCAGGAAUUUAUACCUGCAAAGCUACCAACAGCAAAGGAUCAGCUACAACUUCCGGCUCUUUAAGAUGUACUGGAGACAAAAACAUUUACUUAGAUACUCAACAUCCUCAAGGCAAGGCUGGCUUAGAAGCCGUCGAGCAAGCUGAGGAAGCUCGACUUUCUAAGGGAAGGAGACCUUCAGUUCCUGAUGCGGAAUAUCCCAAGCCCGAAUGGGUUGUACCCAUCGCGGCAGAACACCAACUGAUCGAAGGCCAAGCACUUCACUUAGAAGGUCAAGUAGAACCUAAGAACGACCCUGAUCUAAAGAUCGAGUGGUAUUUCAACGGUAAAGUUUUAGAACAGGGAUCGCGGUUCAAGCUUAACAACGAUUUUGGUUUCGUAACUUUGGACUUAUUCGAUGUGUAUGAGCGCGACAGCGGUAUUUACACAUGCAAAGCAUGGAACAAACGAGGUGAAGCUUUCACUUCGUCGACCGUUUACUGCACCAGCAAGGAGAACCUCAUUGAAAGAACUCAGCAUCCUAAAGGUACAGAAGGUUUGGAGAAAAUUCAAAACCUUGAAGAUUCGCUUCGUAAAGAACCUAGCCAAAGGCCAGAUGAUGAUACUGGCCGUGCUCCUGAAUUUGUCACUGUAUUCGAAGAUAUCACUGACAUCAGUGAAGGACAAAUUGCGCAUUAUGAAGCUUCAUUGAUACCAACCGGUGAUCAAACUAUGGUCAUUGAAUGGUUCUAUAACGGCAAAACAAUCGAAGCUAGUCAUAGAAUCCGUACAGUCUACGCUUUUGGAAUGGUCGUACUCGAAAUUUUGGGAACCAAGACUACAGAUUCUGGUACAUACACCUGUAGAGCAACCAACAAGUGGGGACAAGCUGAAAUCAGCUGCAGGCUCGGAUGUGUCGAUAGGAGCAAAGGACAGAAACCGAAGUUCACAACGCACAUUCAGAGUAUUGAAGGCCUCAAGGACGGACAAUCAGCUCACUUUGAAUGUACCGUUAUACCUGUUGAUGACCCUGACAUGAAGAUAGAAUGGUACCACAAUGGACAACCGAUGCGCCAUUCGACAAGAAUUAAGACAGUGUCUGACUUCGGUUUUGUUGUGCUCGAUAUCGCGUACACUCAGAACCAUGAUACCGGUGAAUACGUUUGCCGAGCCUACAAUAAAUAUGGAGAAGAUUUCACUAAAGCGACCAUUUCUUGUUAUGGAAGAAGUGGUGUGUAUUCGGACAGCUUGCAGCCUGAUUCUCUUGCCAAAAUCAGGGAGCUCGAAAGCUUACAUGGAGUUCAGAAACAAGCUCCGGCUGCAGCUUCUGCAGAGCCACCCAAGUUCAUUACGCAAAUACAGGAUGUGACCAAACUAGUAGAAGGACAAAGUGCUCAUUUCGAAGCUAGACUUAUACCGGUAGAUGACUCAGAUCUCACAGUCGAAUGGUUCUAUAAUGGCAAGAAAUUGCCCCAUGGACACAGGUACAGAACAUUCCACGAUUUCGGAAUUGUUAUCCUCGACAUUCUUUACUGCUAUGAAGAAAACUCAGGAGAAUAUGAGUGUGUGGCAACGAAUAAGUUAGGUCGUGACUCGACGAAGGCAACAUUGAAGUGUACUUCGAAAGAGAAUUUGAUCCUGGACUCGCAACUACCGCGGGGCAUGGAAGGUGGGUUGGAGAAAUUGCAGACACUCGAAGAUUCUAUGGUACGAAGGAAAGAUACUGACGUUGAAGAAAAGCGCGGUAAAGCUCCGGUCUUCACAGUUCCUUUGUCUAACAUUGACAACCUAAGAGAAGGAGAGAACUCCCACUUUGAGGCUCGUUUGACACCGACUGACGAUCCUAACCUCAAGGUGGAAUGGUAUUGGAACGGAAAGUCAUUGAAGACAGGAUCAAGAUUCAGGACUUUCUGUGACUUCGGAUUUGUAAUACUUGAAAUAUCUCCUACUUACCCAGAGGACUCUGGUGAAUAUUUAUGUAGAGCUUACAACGAUUACGGCGAAGCUGUCACAACCGCUACAAUGAAAGUACAAGGUAAAAGGAAUAUCAUUCUGGAAUCACAGUUACCAAAGGGUAUGGAAGGUACCAUAGAUAAAAUCGCUGCUCUCGAAGGAUACACGGGAACUGUGGACUCGUUAACACCUGAAGCAGAAAGUGGUAACCCACCAGAAUUUAUUACGACACCAUCCGACCUUAUUCUCACUGAGAAUUCCUCAGCACACUUCGAGUGUCGACUUAUACCAAUUAACGACUCGAGUAUGCGAGUUGAAUGGUUCCACAAUGGCAAAGCACUCCUUACGGGAUCUAGAGUUAAGACCAUUAAUGACUUUGGCUUUGUCAUACUUGAAAUUGGAGGAGUAUACCAAAGAGAUGCAGGUCUCUACACUUGCAAGGCGACCAACCGCCACGGUGAAGCCACAGUGUCAUGCAAGCUUCAAGUCAAAGGUAGACAGGGUAUCGUUCUCGAACCCCAACUACCUUCACAUUUCAAGUCAGGAACCGAAAGCAUCCAAAAACUUGAAGAAACUCUUCACAAACGUGAGGAGAUAGCUAUUGAAGACGAGACACCCAACCCACCGAAGUUUAUCGUAGAAAUUAAAGAUAAUAUUGAUGUACCUGAAGGAGGACCUAUUCAUUUCGACUGUCGCGUCGAGCCUGUGGGUGAUCCGACGAUGAGAAUCGAUUGGUUCCAGAAUGGAAGACCGUUCGCGACUGGUUCACGCGUUCAUAUGCUCAAUGACUUCGGAUUCAUAGCUUUGGAUGUGGACUACAUCUACGCUCGUGAUUCUGGUGAAUACGUCUGUCGUGCCACUAACAAAUGGGGCUCGGCAACGACCAAAGCUAAAGUGACCUGUAGUGCAAAACGUGACAUUGUUUUCGAAUCUCAGUUACCGCAAGGCAUGAGUGGAGAAAAGAUCAAGGAACUAGAAAGAGGUCGUGUGAGCGACGCACCGAAAGAAGAACCAGUGGUUAGCACACCACCAAAGUUCAUCACUCAAAUCCAAUCCCACACUGUGGAAGAAUCAGAAUCUGUUAGGUUCGAAUGCCGUGUGGAGCCCAAGGAAGAUCCCAGGCUCAGAAUCGAGUGGUACAGAAACGGAAAAUUACUUCCAUCCGGCCACAGAUACAGAACAGUGUAUGACAUGGGAUUCGUUUCUCUGGAUAUACUUUACGUAUAUGCUGAGGACUCUGGUGAAUAUGUUUGCCGUGCUGUCAACGACUUUGGCGAAGACUUCACCAAGGCUACAGUGUCAUGUAAAAAACUGCCUGAUAUCAUACUCCAGAAUCAAGUACCAAAGGGAAUGAAGAAAUCGGAGGCUCUGAUGCAAAUGGAGGCUACCAUCAAGAAAUACACUUCUGAAGUGCAUCUGACAGAGGAUGAUUUGUAUGAUGCCGACAAAAAGCAACCUCCUCGAUUCGUCACACAAAUUCAAAGCCAAACCAGCUUAGUCGAAAUGGAAACGACUAAAUUCGAAUGCCAAUUGGCUCCUGUUGGAGAUCCUAACAUGAAAGUGGAAUGGUUCUUCAAUGGAAAACCAUUGUUGCACAAAAAUCGUUUCACCCCUAUCUAUGACUUUGGUUACGUCGCAAUGAACUUCGGUUGGGUAUACCCCGAAGAUAGCGGCGAAUAUCUAUGCCGUGCUACUAACCUCUACGGUAUGGAUGAAACAAGAGCUGUAAUCAAAACGGCCGGCAAACCAGGAAUCGUAUAUGACUCACAACUGCCCAAGCACAUGAAGAGUAUUGAGAAAAUCAGAGAAAUGGAAGCUUCAUGGCAGGUAGCUCCUGAACGACCAGUGGACGAAGCUAAACCAAGGUCAGCACCAGUCUUCGUAAGUCGUCCCGAGCCUGUAACAGUGGAAGAGGGAGAAUGGGCCAGAUUCUGCUGUCGUGUAACUGGACAUCCGAAACCACGAGUCAUGUGGAUUAUGAAUGGAAAUACCAUUGUUAAUGGCUCAAGAUAUAAGUUAAUAUACGACGGCAUGUACCACUUUGAUAUUCCGAAAACUAGACAAUAUGACACUGGAAAGAUCGAAGUCAUUGCCAGGAGUUCUGUCGGCGAGGCUAUGGCAACUACAGAAUUGAAGGUUAUACCCAGACAUGACGAUUACAGAGGUGUAUUGAAAAAUGCACCAAGACCUUGGUAUGACGAAACAAGUCAAUAUCAACGUUCGGAAACUGAAUUAGAAAAGACUUUCGAAGAGAGACAGACUAUGCAACGACAAGGUGGAAUCGACUACAGGCCCGAGCUUAAGUCUAAAGUUGUCAAGGAAGCGGAAACCGAAUGGCAACAAACCGUUAAGAAGAAGAAGAACGAGGAAUAUUAUAACAAACUACAAGAGCUAGAAAACGAGCAAGUUGUGAAAGAGAGUCGUAUUAGAGAAUCUUCACAUCAAUAUGCGAUUCCUGGAGAAAAAGUCACGAGUAGCUCCGUCGCAAGAAGCAUGGCGCAAAAAUAUGAAGACAGUCUAGACCAAACUGAGGAAACAAUUGAAAAAACAACCCAGGGCAAGAUAGUGAAGCCAAGAAUACCAGGACCUUCUGAAUCUACGGUGCACGGAAAAGAGGUGCAUGUAGCCAAACAGAAGCAAACACAGAAGGAGGUGGUGGGUGACACAGAAAUAACUCGCAAGAUAACUUCAACGGAAACAACUGAAGUAGAACACAAAGCCCAAACUCAAGAAAGGGUUGUAGAAGGACCAGUUAAACCGAGCAACCCACCAGUAUUCACAAAGAAAAUGCAACCUUGCCGUGUAUUAGAACACGAGCAAGCGCGAUUCGAGGUAGAAUUUGACGGCGAUCCGUUGCCCACCAUUAAAUGGUACCGCGAGAAUUUCCCGAUCAAGAAUUCCGCAGAUUUCCAGAUUCAUACGUUUAGUACCAAGUCAAUUCUUAUAAUAAGACAAGUAUUCGUGGAAGAUUCAGCUGUAUUUGCAGCGGUUGCUGAAAACAGAGGAGGUACUGCCAAAUGUAGUGCUAACUUAGUCGUCGAAGAGCGUAGACGCCAAGGCAGAGGUGGUGUCAUUCCACCUAGCUUUACACUGACCGCCCAGAAUGUCAAUGUAACAGCUGGUCAACUAGUGAGAUUCGAUACUAAAGUGACUGGUACUAAACCCAUCGACGUAUACUGGUUGAAGAACGGAAAGAAAGUACAACCAGAUAUCAAGAACAAGAUCUUGGAAGAAGACGGUACGUACACGCUUCUUAUCUUAGAAGCGUACCCACAGGAUUCUGGAAAAUAUGAGUGCGUUGCAAUCAACGGCGCCGGUGAGGCAAGGUGUGACGCUGAAUGUUUAGUCAAUGCUCCAGCGACAAAGGACAAGCCUAAACCUCAAACGAAAGCCGCAAAUUCUCCGCCAGAAAUUAUCGAACCACUGAAAGAUAAAACGGUGACCGAAGGCCAAGCUAUCGAAUUCGGUUGCAAAAUCGUCGGCAAACCGACGCCAACGGUACAGUGGUACAAGGGUGAUAAGUUGAUCAAACCCUCGAAAUACUUCCAAAUGUCGCGAACUGCUGAUGAUUACACUCUUCGUAUAUCAGAAGCGUUCCCGGAGGACGAAGGAGAUUACAAAUGCGUCGCUUAUAACUCUGCUGGACGAGUGACCGUAUCCGCCAAACUGAAAGUAACUCAACCAGACCAGGCCGACAACUUACCAUCACUGACGCCAUUAAGGGAUCUCGUCGUUUAUGAAGGCCAACCGGCUCAAUUCAAGACGAACAUCACAAGCAAAGUCAAGCCUACCAUACAAUGGCUGAGGGAAGGAGCUUUGAUUCCUGAAACACCUGAUUUCCAAAUGAUCCACGAAGGCAACAACGCCGUUCUGCUCAUUGGGAACACUUACGAGGAAGACACGGGCGUCUUCACGUGUCGCGCCACAACGGUCGCCGGCCAGGUCGAGACCUCGGCAAAGCUAGUCGUCAAAAAAACACGGAAGCAGAUUUACAAGCAAAGUCAUAAACAUAAAGCCGAUGAGAUAUCUGAACAAGUAGAGGAACAAGAUGCAUCAGUUUAUAGAACUUCACAUCAAAUAACUGAGGAAAGUAAUAUACUCAAAGUAAAAAACGUCCAGGAUGUGCAAGCUCGACAGGUUCCAUGGCGUAGAAAAGUCGUCAAGGAUGAGGAGCAAGAAGAACAAAUUGAAGUAAGAAAUUGGAGGAAAUCUCGCAAAACUGAUACAGUUAUCCAAAAGUCUCAAGAAUUAGAAGACUCAAAUCUUCUUGUGCUAGAAGAUACAGAAAUUUCCGAUACCAAGCAAGUAUCAAGGCAAAAAUUAGAACCUAAACCAUGGACAGAAGAAACAAUAACAUUAAAACCAACCAAAGUAGAAAAAUCUCCUAUUAUAAAAGAAAAAAUUGAAGAAGUUAAUUUAAGACAAGUACGUAAAGAUUCAGUUACAAAAAGUGAAGUUCUUGCAGAAGAACAAUUUGUUUCGACUGAAGAUAGUGCAAUACUUAAAGUACAGGAAUCUAUUCAAGAAGACAAAAAAUUGCCCGAAGAAAGCAAAAUCGAACAAACCCACGCGUGGCGUCGAAAGACACGUGUGGCAAAAUCCAACAUUGUGGAUGAAGUUAAAACCGAUAUUGAAAUUGCUGAUAGUAAAAAGCCUUCUAGUGAAGUCACAGAAUCGAGCAAAAUAUUAAAAAAAGAAGUUGAAAUUGAUGAAAAACAAAACGACCAGCCUUCUUUGAAAAGAACUAUUAAGAAAUCAACUAUUGAUAAAACAGCAGAAGAGUCAAAACAGGUUUCCGAAGCACAACAAAUAAAAUCGGAUACUGUGACUGCAAAAAAAAUUCAUGAACGAUCACAAAAGGUGGAACCGAAGCCUUGGACGGAAGAAAUAAUUAAAUUGAAACCAGCAAAAGCUGAAAAAACUCCAGUAACUAAAGAAAAAAUAGAAGAAGUGACUUUAAGAGGUGUUAGAAAAGAAUCUCUACCUAAAGCAGAUACAUUGGUAAUUGAAGAAUCUAUUACUUCUGUGGAAGAUACUAUUAUUUUACGUUUAGAAGACGCUAUUGAAAAACAUGAAAAACCAGUUCCAGCAGCAGCAAUAUUACCAAAAGAAGGAACACGAGAAAGUCAACUGUCUGAAGCCACAUGGCGUAAGGGUAAGAGAAAACCAAAAGCAGACGAACCUGCAGAGGAGGUUGUUCUUAAACCCGUUCCAAAAGAAAAACCAGUAGAAGAAGAAUCCAAAGAUGAAAUUCAUCUUAUACCUGUCGAAAAAAGAAAACCAGAGCAUGAGAAAGUCGAUGAAGUGCCAAAGUGGCCAGUUGGUAAGAGAAAACCCAAAGAAGUUGAAGUUCCUGAAGAAGUUGUACUCAAACCAGUUCCUAAGGAAAGAGUACUGGAAGAAGAAGAAACACCAGAUAAGGUUGAGCUUAAGCCUAGUAAGAAAAAAGAAAUUCCACAGGAAGAAAUAACACCUGAGGUCACAUGGCGUACUGGUAAGAGAAAACCAAAGCUGGAAGAACCUGCAGAGGAGGUUGUUCUCAAACCUAUUCCAAAACAAAAACCUGUGGAAGAAGAAAUCAAGGAUGAAAUUCAUCUUAAACCUGUCGAAAGAAGAAAACCAGAGCAAGAGAAAGUUGAAGAAGUGCCGAAGUGGCCAGUUGGUAAGAGAAAACCGAAAGAAGUCGAAGUUCCUGAAGAAGUUGUGCUCAAACCAAUUCCUAAGAAAGGAGUAACGGAAGAAGAAGAAACACCAGAAAAAGUGGAACUUAAACCUAGUAAGAAGGAAGAAAUUCCACAGGAAGAAAAAACGCCUGAAGUCACAUGGCGUACGGGUAAGAGAAAACCAAAACCAGAAGAACCAGCAGAAGAAGUUGUUCUCAAACCUAUUCCAAAACAAAAAUCUGUGGAAGAAGAAAGCAAGGAUGAAGUCCAUCUUAAACCUGUCGAAAAAAGAGAACUAGAGCAAGAAAAAGUUGAAGAAGUGCUGAAGUGGCCAGUUGGUAAGAGGAAACCAAAAGAAAUCGAAGUUCCUGAAGAAGUUGUGCUUAAACCAAUUCCUAAAGAAAGAGUACCGGAAGAAAAAGAAACACCAGAAAAAGUUGAACUCAAGCCUAGUAAGAAGGAAGAAAUUCCACAGGAAGAAACAACACCUGAGGUCACGUGGCGUACUGGUAAGAGAAAACCAAAGGUGGAAGAACGUGCAGAGGAGGUUGUUCUUAAACCUAUUCCAAAACAAAAACCUGUGGAAGAAGAAAUCAAGGAUGAAAUUCAUCUUAAACCUGUCGAAAGAAGAAAACCAGAGCAAGAGAAAGUUGAAGAAGUGCCGAAGUGGCCAGUUGGUAAGAGAAAACCGAAAGAAGUCGAAGUUCCUGAAGAAGUUGUGCUCAAACCAAUUCCUAAGAAAGGAGUAACGGAAGAAGAAGAAACACCAGAAAAAGUGGAACUUAAACCUAGUAAGAAGGAAGAAAUUCCACAGGAAGAAAAAACGCCUGAAGUCACAUGGCGUACGGGUAAGAGAAAACCAAAACCAGAAGAACCAGCAGAAGAAGUUGUUCUCAAACCUAUUCCAAAACAAAAAUCUGUGGAAGAAGAAAGCAAGGAUGAAGUCCAUCUUAAACCUGUCGAAAAAAGAGAACUAGAGCAAGAAAAAGUUGAAGUGUCGAAGUGGCCAGUUGGUAGGAGGAAACGAAAAGAAAUCGAAGUUCCUGAAGAAGUUGUGCUUAAACCAAUUCCUAAAGAAAGAGUACCGGAAGAAAAAGAAACACCAGAAAAAGUUGAACUCAAGCCUAGUAAGGAGGAAGAAAUUCCACAGGAAGUAAAAUCACCUGAAGUCACAUGGCGUACUGGUAAAAGGAAACCAAAGCCGGAAGAACCCACAGAGGAGGUUGUUCUCAAACCCAUUCCAAAACAAAAGCCUGUAGAGGAAGAAACCAAAGAUGAAAUUCAUCUGAAGCCUGUCGAAAGAAAAGAACCCAAGCAAGAGAAAGAUGAAGCAGAAAAAACACCAGAAAAAGUGGAGCUUAAGCCUAGUAAGAAGGAAGAAAUUUUACAAGAAGAAAAGACACCUGAAGUCAUAUGGCGUACGGGUAAGAGAAAACCAAAGCAUGAAGAACCUGCAGAGGAGAUUGUCCUUAAACCGGUUCCAAAACAAAAGUCUGAGGAAGUAGAAACCAAGGAUGAAAUUAAUCUUAAACCUGUCGAAAGAAAAGUACCAGAGCAAGGCAAGGUCGAAGAAAUGCCGAAGUGGCCAGUUGGUAAGAGAAAACCCAAAGAAGUCGAAGUUCCUGAAGAAGUUGUGCUCAAACCAAUUCCUAAGAAAGGAGUACCGGAAGAAGAAGAGACACCAGAAAAAGUGGAACUUAAGCCUAGUAAGAAAGAAGAAAUUCCACAGGAAGAUAAGACACCUGAAGUCACAUGGCGUACGGGUAAGAGAAAACCAAAGACGGAAGAACCUGCAGAGGAGGUUGUUCUCAAACCCGUUCCAAAACAAAAGCCUUUGGAAGAAGAAACCAAAGAUGAAAUUCAUAUAAAACCUGUCGAAAGAAAGGAACCAAAGGAAGAGAAAGCCGAAGAAGUGCCAAAAUGGCCAGUUGGUAAAAGAAAACCGAAAGAAGUAGAAGUUCCUGAAGAAGUUGUGCUCAAAUCAGUUCUUAAGGAAAAUGUCCUAGAAGAAGAAGAAACACCAGAAAAAGGGAAACUAAAGCCUAGUAAGAAGGAAGAAAUUCCACAGGAAGAAAAGACACCUGAAGUCACAUGGCGUACGGGUAAGAGAAAACCGAAGCCAGAAGAACCUGCAGAGGAGGUUGUUCUUAAGCCCGUUCCAAAACAAAAGCCUUUGGAAGAAGAAACCAAAGAUGAAAUUCAUAUAAAACCUGUCGAAAGAAAGGAACCAAAGGAAGAGAAAGCCGAAGAAGUGCCAAAAUGGCCAGUUGGUAAAAGAAAACCGAAAGAAGAAGAAGCUCCUGAAGAAGUUGUGCUCAAACCAGUUCCUAAGGAAAGAGUUCUGGAAAAAGAAGAAACACCAGAAAAAGGAGAACUAAAGCCUAGUAAGAAGGAAGAAAUUUCACAGGACAAAAAAACACCUGAGGUCACAUGGCGUACGGGUAAGAGAAAACCAAAACCAGAAGAACCCUCAGAGGAAGUUGUUCUUAAACCUAUUCCAAAACAAAAACCUGUGGAAGAAGAAAGCAAGGAUGAAAUUUAUCUUAAACCUGUCGAAAGAAGAAAACCAGAGCAAGAGAAAGUUCAAGAAGUGCCAAAAUGGCCAGUUGGUAAGAGAAAACCGAAAGAAGUUGAAACUCCUGAAGAAGUUGUGCUUAAACCAGUUCCUAAAGAAAAAGUACCCAAAGAAGAAGAAACGCUAGAAAAGCCGAGAGUUGCGGCUGUUCCUAAGAAAAUUGUACCUCAUGAAGAAGUUUUACCGGAAACAGAAGAACUGAAGCCUAGUACAGAAGAGGUUAAAAUUGAAGAAGAAGAAAAUGCGGUGAUUGAGACACGGAAAAUUAAAGAGAAUGGAAGACAAAAAUCAGAAGAAGCUAUUAAAAAUGAAGAUUUGAAAAAAACGGUAGAUGAAGAAGUUACAACUUUGCAUCGUAAAGUAAAAGUUUCGAAGAAGAAAACCAAGAAAGAUCAAAUUACCGUCGAGGAAGAAACGGAAGUAAAAGACUUUGGACCGAAAAUAAUUCAACCAAUAAAAUCAUUGACAUUAAAUGAAAAUACUUCCUUUGAGCUCACGGUUACGUUUGUACCAGAUAAGCAAAAUGAAAUAUUAUGGUACUUUAAUAACCACUUACUUGAACAGACGCUCACUUGUUCCAUUGACACUGAUAGUAAUAAAUCCACUUUGAAAGUUGAUAAAGUCAAUAAGCAGACCGUCGGAAAGUACGAAGUAGUGUUACGAAAAAACAAUGUUUUUGUGAAGUCUGGGGCUUCCGUACAGAUCAAUAAUUCGUUAGAAGAAAAUUUGAUACAGCCCCCUGAAUUUGUUAGACCAUUGGAACCUGUUGAAGCUGAGAUAGGACAGGUGCUGUUAUUGGAGACAGAAGUCAUAUCAAGUCCAUAUGCAUCAUUCCAAUGGUUUAUAGGAAAUAAAGAUAUUUCGUCGUAUAUCAAAGACAAAAAACUGCAAAGUAAUAUACAUAUAACAAAUAAAAAUAACAUUUCGUGUCUUGCUAUAGAUUGUCUAACUUCAGAUUUAAUUGAAACAGUAACGUGUAGAGCUGAAAACUUUGGAGGCUCGGUCUCAUGUUCUGCGCCUUUGGUUGUUAAACGCGGAAAAGGUUUUGAAUUGGGAGAUUCACCAAAAUUCAUAGAAUUCUUAAAACCCUUAAACGUAAUGGAUGGUGAACCAAUUGUAUUAAAAUGUACAGUUUCGGGUAAGCCUUGGCCGAAGGUUACGUGGAGUCGUAACGGAAAGCCUAUUGAAUGGGCGCGAGACAUAACUAUUGGUAGACAAGAGUCAGGACUAUGUGAACUGAUUAUCAAAGAAGCGUUUCCGGAAAUGUCUGGCACAUAUACUUGUGAAGCUACAAAUGAAUUUGGCAGUUGUAGCUGUGAAUGUUUUGUAAAUGUAGAAGCUUUCGAAUAUGCUCCGAAUAUACCAGAGGAGGAAUAUUUAAGUGACGAAAAAAUAAACGAUGUCGAAGAAUUUUCUCCGAGAAUUGUUAUAGCUUUGCCUACAGUGAUUUCGACAACAGAGGGCGAAUUGACAAGAUUGGAAGCAAAAGCUAUUGGAGUACCAAAACCAGAAAUAAGAUGGCUUAAACAGGGUGUAGAAAUCAAACAUUCACAAGAAUAUCAAAUAGAAGAAUUGGAAGAUGGCACGUCAAUCUUGAUAUUACCAGAAGUAUACCAAGAUGAUACAGGGGAAAUUGUGUUUGAAGCAUUUAAUCCUCUGGGAGUUACCUCCACAAUAGCAGCUCUGUCUGUAGAGGGAAUUAUUGGCACUAAGGAAUAUAGAAAACCAGCGUGGGUAACACACAUGGAAGAACUACAAGCUGCCCUUAAAGCAUCUCAAUCAGUUCCAACAUUUGUUCAACACAUUUUGGGGGAGCGUGUAGAGGAAGAAGAAGCUGUAACAUUUGAGGCUAUGUAUAGUGGAAAUCCUAAGCCAGAAAUCAUAUGGUACAAAGAUGACAAAGCUAUAAUGAGUGACACAAGAUUCAUUAUUGAAAAUGUUAAUAAUAGAACCACUUGUCAUAUUAAGAAAGCAAGUAAAGAUUUAGAAGGUACUUACACAUGUAAAGCUGUCAGUGAUAUUGGAAUGGCAAUAACAAAGGCAAAAUUACAAGUAUUCGAAGCCGAUGAUAAACAAACAGUUUUACAAAUUAAAGAAGAAGAGACAAAGAUACAUCAAAAAAUUAAGAAAAAAGUAAAAAAGACAGACUUACAGGUAGUACAACCACAAACUGAAACUUUAGCUCAAGAGCGGAUCGACGUAACAGAAACUCUAGAAACACUUCCUUAUGAAACACAUAGAGGUAUUUUGAAGAGAGUUGAAGAAGAUUCUAAAAUCGCAGCUGAAAUAAAUGAAUUAUUAGAAGUAAUAAACGCAAAGGAAUUUGGGCCAGGAGAAUCACCUUUAAGGGAAUUAGCUAAAAUUGGAUAUAUGUUGCGAAACGGAAUCAGCGUGGAUGAAAUUGAAAGUUUUUACGAUGCUGAAUAUUUUCCUUCUCUUCGAAUGCCUUCAUCUCAAUCGGCUCUUGUGCAGCUUGUUGAAAGGCAAGGUCAUGGUGCAAUUAUAACAGAAAUACUUACUGAAGAAACUGUAGACAAUGAAGACACUAUUGCAGCAAAAGUUGGGUUCCGAGCAUUUAUGAAGAUGGUCGAAUUGAAGCAUUCAUCUGUUGAGGAAGUUAUUGCUCACUUUUAUCCAGAGGACUUCAAGCCGAGGAUCUGGGAACACAAAGAAGUACAAGAGGUCAUUGCAGAAUCAGCAACUCAAGAAAUAGCAAUAUCUUCUGAAUCGAUUGUCAAAAAAGAUGCGACAGAGAAAAAGCAACUUAAACAGAAAAGGCAAAGAAAGCUUAAAGAAGAAAUUAAAAAAAUAGACAACGAUGAAAUUAAAUUAAACUCAGAACAAGAGCUGAAAUAUAUUGAAGAAGUUACAACAGAGCUGGAUAUUGAAACAGAUAAACGUAUUUUUGCACAAACCACGAAUAUACAUGACAGUAAAAUUGAAGUUGUUUCUGAAAGUCAAGUUACACACAUACAAGAAGAGGCACAUAAGCAUAUUGUAAAAGCUAACCUUAAAGUUGACACACUUUAUCCUAUUGUUAAUGAAAACCAAGAGACACAAGAAAAAGAAGUUAUCGUUCAACUAAAAAAAGAUGUAUCUCCAGUCGAAGUUAAGCAGUCUUUAACAGAAAUUGAACCAAUACAAGUUACAGCAGUUGAUGCUGAAAAUAGUCUCGAUUUAUGUGAUGUGCCAAAAAUGCCACUCAUUUAUAAAGCUAAUAGAAAUAUUCAGCAAUCUGAAAGUAUCACAACUUCUGAAGCACUUAUUAACUUUACAACCGAAGAAAUUAAAGAACAACAAAAUGUUGAAGAGAAUGCCAAACCAACAUUAAUAUGUCAAGAUGCUCUUAAUAUAUUAGAUUAUGAAGCUAACAUAAAAGAAGCUCCAUUAGAUACACAAGCCAUAACAAAGUCUAAUGCGUCAGUAACAGUUUCUCCUCUAUUGGGAUUAAAUGUUACGGAAGUACAAGAAAACAUACAAGAAAAGGAAAUAAUUGAUCUUUGUUUAGAAAAAUUAGUGAAUCCUGUUAUUAAUUACAAUUUAUUAGAAUCAGUUGAAGUAGGAGAAGUUUUUGUAGAAGAUAAGUCUGGUAAAUAUUACCCUGAGUUAAUCGUUCCUACUGAAAUGGCUAGAAAAGACGUUAUCGUGUCAAAUCAGCUGUUAACGGAAGUUCUCAAUAUUCAAGAAAAGGAAGGAUCUUUAGGUGCAUUGAAAUUGCCUCCUGCCCAAGCCGCUAACGUGGAAAUAUCUUCUAAAGACAGUGUUAUCGUUUCUGUUAAUCAGCCACAAGAAACAGAAAGUGCACUUGUAAUGGCCGAGCUACCGUUACAAUCCAAUAUACAAGAGGAUUUAAUAUUGCUUACUAGUCUUAACAAUUUGAUUACUACGUCAAAUAUUAAAGAAGAAGAAUUAUAUACAGAAAAAGUUUGUGAAAAGAAAGCUUCUAUAAGUUUCACAGAACAUCAGCAUAAAAUUAGCUCUGAAACUGAGAUUCAUGACACUGAAACAGGUUUUGAUAAACAGCAUGUACCUGCUGGUAGUAACGCUAAAGUAGGUGUAUCAACGUUGAUAAAAAAUAUUACUGAAGAAACAAAUAUACAUGAAAGAGAAGAAGAUUUCCCAUUAGACAAUGGUGGAAUGGAAAACAAGGCUAAAAUAACAAUAACACCAAUGGAAUCAAUAAUUACUUCAGAAAAUUUGCAAUUGAAUUCAAUGAAAAACCUUUCGGAACCGAAAAGUUUUUCUCAUGAAAUUGCUACAGAAGCUGUGAUAACUGAAAGUGCGAAGAUAAUUUCUAAUCCGUAUAUUCAUGAUCAAGAAACUCCUCAAAAUUACUUAAGUAAAAAACCAGAAACUGUGAUUAUGAGUGUUAUACCUAAUACACCAUUGUCUGUGAUAGAAGUAAGACCUUCUGACUCAGAGGACAAGUUUUUAAAUAAUAACAUGCCUAAUAUAACGCAUGCUAAAUUUGACACUACACAUAAUUUAACUGCUCCUAUAUCACAGGAAAUUUUAAUAUCAGACCAAGUUGAUUACCUGGAAUCUGAAAAAAAUAUAACGGAAUUACCUAAAUCUCGUCAAGACCUGUUUGAAGAAAUCACAGUUUCACAAAAUGUACCUCAAGAACAGACAGAAAUUCUAAAUGAAAUUGAGACCAGAUCAUCAAGGGCUGUAACGAAUUUUAUUUCAAAUGAAAGCGUGAAUGUAAGUGAAGUUAUGGCGAACAUAACAGAAAUAGAACUUAAUACAAAAGAUUUGUCGACAGUCCUAAAUGAAAACGCGAAAAUGAAAAUGGAUGUUAACAAAAAAAUUCCUUUGGUUACCGAACUAACACUUCCGGAAUCCUUCGGUGAGCUAAGUCAAGUGCAACCCUUCUCAGAAAAGGCAAAAAUAAAUUCAGAGUUAUUAAAGUCUGUAGUUAUAUUAGAAAACGAAAGUCUGGAAACUCAAGAUGUAAUAGAAAAUGUAGUGCAACCGCAACAUAGGUUUAUAGAGCCGAACGUAGUUAUACAAAAUAAUACCAUUGAUGUUUUGCAAACCGAACACCAUGAACGAGAAGAGGUGUUGAGCAAACAAGUAGAGCCAGAUAUGGUUAGAGCUCAGCCAGAAGUUUCGGGAUCAAGACCUGUGGCAACAGCAAGUGAGAUAGUUACAGAUUUUAGUGUUGCACCGAAGGAGGAACAAGCUGCGCCGGUUAUCCAAAAUGCUUUUGUCGGGAACAUAGCACAUACAGAAAUAACGGUUUCGACAACAGAGUGUAAUGAAAAGGAAAAUGUGUUAAAAGUGGAUGAACCAGAUUUCGUCCAUAGCUCUUUAAAAUAUGAACCUAUUGAGGCAUUAGUUGUUGAAAAAGUUUACUCUGAACACAUGCCCUCACUUUUUGAAUCUCAAAGUACUGGUAGUAAGCGAGAAGCAACUGUAUCUUCAGUAACUUCCGAAGCCAUGAUCCAAGAAGAGACUAUAUCUGAUUCUUCUAUUGGAAUAUUAGACAUUAAACAAGAAGAAACAUCCAAGAAACCUUCAGUCUCCUUUAGUAGUCUUCUAGUUCCAGAAUAUCAAGAAGAUUUGUCACAAGAAAAAGAAAAUAUAUUACAAAUUAAAGAACCAAACAAACAAAUUGUAAAUGUAUCUGUAACGCCUAAACAUGCUGUACAAACAUCAGAAACUUUACCGCAGAUUGAUAAUUUGCAAGAAAAAACAGGGUUUUCUUUACCAACAAUGAAAAAUGCAUUCAGCAGGGUUGAUGAAAUUUAUAAGAAGGUUCCUAACUUAGAAGAAGUUAUUGUUAGUCAAAAUGCGGAUGAUAUUAAACAACAAAUAUUUUUAGAAGAACAAUCUAAAGUUAUCCCGGUAGAAAAUACAUCUAUAGAAUUGACCGAAACAAUUUUUGGCGAAAAAGAAUCAUAUUUUUCUGAAAAACUAAGUAAGGAAUUUACUGCGAUACCUAAUAUUACUCCUAUGGAUGCUAUAACAAAAAUGUCUGUGGACAUAGUAGAAAAAGCAAAUACUUUUGAAGGAACUCCAUCAAUAGAACAAUACGAUGCGAAUAUUUCAUUUGUGCCGUAUAGAAGCACAUUAGGAUCAGAAGUCACACUGUCUCAUGAAACAGAAAACCUAAGAAUCGACAAGGAAAAAACAACUAUAGCUAAAUUAAAAGUAGAUGAAAAUCAAGCAUACGUCGAUGGCUUUGAAUUAAUUUGUGGCGAAAGAGAGGAACCUUAUGUUGCUCCACAUCAACACAUAAAAUUAGAAGCAAAUGAAACUCUUGUGGAAGCGAGUACUUCAGCUCAAGUGCUACAAGUUCAAGCUAAUGAAAAAGAAGGUGAUUCAAUAAUAAAAUCGUUUGAGUCGUUAGCAACUAAGGCAACACCAAGUAUUGGUCAUCAAAACACAAUUUUAAAAACCGAGCAAGUGUUUACUCAACAAAACACAGAUGAUUUUAUUGUUCCAAAUGAAUCUCUUGUGCACGCGCAUACAACUCAAAACUCUCAAGAAGCGGUCCAAGAAACACAAAUUUAUAUUUGUGAAAAGGAAGACAAUUUAAGUCAAACCACAAUGAAUAUCAAAACUCCACAUCUUACAAUAAGUGAUCAAAAAUCUUUAAAUAUAGUUGAAAUGGUGGUUUCAGACUCGGAAAUGCCUUUAGUGUUGACUCAAUCAGAGCAACCACAAAAACUAAAAGAGUUGUCGAACAUACAGCUACAUUCACCUAUACAAACCAGCGAGGUAAAUGUUCAUGAAAAGGAAGAUAACGUACAUGUUAGUGACACACAUAAGCCUCAAACAGCAGAUCAGCAUAUUCGAGGACUAGAAUUCAUAAACGUAAUGGAAGCAAUAGUAUCAGAAAAAGAAGGCGAAUUAAAUAAAUAUUUAACACCAAACGUGGUUACAAACAGUAUAAGCCUUGAAACACACAAGCAUAUUAAUAUCGAGGAGAAUUACUUUCAAGAGUGUGAUGAACCAUUAAAAAGCGAUACAUUAAAUGCUAAAGAAAUAGUAGGAACUUUCACAGAACCAUUAAAGCCUCUAUUUAUUCAACAAACAGACAGCGAGGAGAGGCAAGAAGACUUACAAGUAGACAAAAUUGAAUUUAAGCAAUCUAAAAUAGAUUUUCAAGUUGAUGGUCAUCUUAAUGUAACAGAAAUAAAUACUAUGGAAAAUGACACUGUUUUAGAAACAGUUUUACCAAGUAAAUUCGAUAUCGUAGAGCCGAAUAUAGAAUUAGCUUAUUCCAUUACUGUUGAUGAUAUUAAGACAGGAGAAAAGGAAGAACCACUAAAAGAUAUAACGGAAACAAAAAGAUUAAAUUUACAACCAUCUUUAAAUGAAAAUACAUGUAUCCAAGUUCAAGAGAUUUUACCAUCGGAAGUUGAUACUGCUAUUCAAGCAAUUUCCAAAAAAAGGGAAGAAAUACCAUCACUAACAUAUGACUUAAGCUAUCCUCUUAAUGUCACAGAUACUGUUCCUGACGAUUCAGAGCAGGAAAUAACUACCAAUUUCAAAGCAAAGCCUGAAGCUCAAACUAUGGAAAUAAGUACUGUUAAACACAUUACUACCGAAGAAACCAUUUUAUUGGAAGAUAUUAAUGAAGUUAAAAAGGAUAUACAUCAACAUAAGACGGCUUCUGAAGGUAUAAUUAUAGCUGAAGGUGUAAAUAAAAUUCAGCAGCAAGUAAUUGAAGCUAUUGGAAAUAUCGCAGAAGAAAAUAUAAUCAAAGCGCACGAAGCUAAAAUAAUUCAGGAUUUUAAUAUUAAUCAAACUUUACUAAUGUCAGAGGUACAAGCUGAUGAAAACCUUGACAUUGUUGAAGAAAACAAAUUAAAAUUAUCACAAGCAUUAUCUAAAGAAUCUGUGCCUUCUGAAUCGGUGUUCACAACAGAGCAACAAAUUUUUGAAAACUCGAUUGAUAUAAGUGAUCGUUUUGGUCAUGAAAAGACAGAAGUAAGAAGCACAUGGCAAACUCAAAGUAACUACACAACUCAGGAAAAUGUGAUUCAAGAGAAUGUCACAGAAAUAACUAGUAAAAUCAGAGAAGAGCCGAAAAAAGCAGGACAAGAAAUUGAUUUAUAUAUUCCUUUAAAACAAAUGGAAAUGCAUACACAGGAAAUGGUUGAAAAUUUGGUCGACAGUGAAGCUGCUUCAACUAAAAAAGCAAGUACAAGUCAUGUAAAUAUACAGACGGCUUUGUCAACAAGUACUCAAGUUUUAGAGAAUGUUAAUGAUCUAAACGACACUCCAAGCGCUGAAUCAGGUAAAGCAUUUAUGGAUUUAACAUACCAUACGAGUUUUUCUGUUUCUGAAAAUAUUUGUCCCGAAUCAGAAAGUUAUUUUAAAUCAGUGAAAGAAUCAGGAUAUAAGCCUGAAGAAAAAAUUUCCCUAAAUGAAUCAAUACAACACACCGAAAUUAUUAUAAGUGAUAAUAUAGAAUCGCUCGAAACACUAUCAUGUGACAACGAAAAAACUGUCAAUACUGAAACAAUUCCUUUCCAAUCUUUACAUCAAACAAGUUAUAUUAUUCAUGAUAAAGAAGAUGAUUUGAAUAUUCCUUCACAUGUCGAACCCAGAAAUGCUUCAUCCUCUCUAAUAACACUAGAAAGCGUAAAAGUUCAAGAAGUAUGUCAUGAAAUAACGCCUGAAGAAAUAAAAGCUAUUGAUACAAAGUUAUACUUUGCGGACAAAGACAUAAAACCAGUGACACAGUAUCUUAUAUGCACUGAGAGUAAUCCAGAAACAAGCGCAGAAAUCUUAAAUACACAAAGGGCACAACAACAAAAUAUAAUAUCACCCACGUCUACAGAAAAUCUUACAUCUUUGAUUGUUACUAAUAAUAUAAGCUUACAUAAAGAAUUAGAUGCAAGUUUUGCCAUACCCAAGCCACAAAUAUCGCACACAAAUAUAACUUUAUCGAACGAAUUAGAAACUAUUUACACAGUUACAGAAGAGCAUUCUUUACCAUACGAUAUCGAGAGGGUAAAACUUGAAAGUCCUUCUCAUUCCAUCGAAGAAAUUCAAGAUCAAGUUUUCAGUUUUCAACCUGAAAUAAAAAGAGAAGAUACAAUUCAUGAAUACACGUCACCAAAAUCUUCAGACAUCGAAGAAUCAGAAGAAAUAAUAACCAAAUUCGUGAGCGGACCUGGACAAAGUGAACCAAUUAAAAUAAAAACAAAACGGACGGUAAUAAAAAAGAAAAAAAAAUCGAUUUCUGAUAAUACUGAAAUUGGUAAUAUAGUUAUAGAAGAAGUUAUUGAUAAUGAAGAAGACUGUACUAACAAGGGUGUCACUAAUCACGAUGUUAAAAUAUCUGAAUACGAAGAGGAAAAUUCACAAAAAAAUAUAGACAUUAGCAAAAAAGGGGAUGAUCAAAAAUCUGAUACAAUUGAUUUGCAAGAACCCAUUAUUGAAGAAAUAGAUGAUGAAAUUAAAGAAAAUAAGGAGAAAUUUGAUGUCCUGCUAGACGAAACAAUAAGACCUUUAAAAGACGAAAAACAAUCGGAAGUUGUUGAUGAAGAAACUGAAGAGGUUCCUGAAGAUACUAUUGAAGAGGAAAUUUUGAUACCUGACAGUAAGAUGAAAAUAACAAAGACUACUAAGCGUACAGUCAAAAAGAAAAUGGUCACUUCAAAACAAGAUACACUUUCACCUACAGAACAACAGCCAUCCAUGGAUGAAACAGUGGAAGAGACAUCCACAACUCAAGAAGAGAUCAAUACACAAAAGGCACAAGAAAUCACUGAAGUUCUGAACACUGGUCAAACUAUCAUUCCUCGAGUUGCUCCUGCAGAUACGUCCGAAACGACAAAACCUUUGAACGAAAAAGAAAUGCCCGAAGAAACCGUUGUCGAAGAAAUCGUGUCUCCAGAUGGCAAGACUAAGAUCACAAAGAAAACUAAGCGUGUUGUCAAAAAGAAGGCGGUUAGAGAUAUUCCUGAAACUAAAGAUCUUGAACUGAAAGAACCGAAGUCAGAAGUCGAAGAAACACAGCCUGAUCAGGUGGAUGAUUUACCUGAAGUAACGGUUAUCGAAGAGGUUGCCCCAGAUGGUAGCAUCAAAAUCACAAAACGAACAAAACGUGUUACCAAGAAGAAGAUCAUCAAUGUGACUCCAGAAUUAUCAGAAAAGGAGCCUAAGGAACAGGAACCUAUUGCGGAAGAACCCAACGACACAGAAAAGUUGGAUUAUCUGCAAGAGCAUAAGAAACCUGAAGAAUCUGAAGAGGGUCCUGAGGAAACGGUGACAGAAGAGAUUAUGAUGCCUGACGGUAAGACCAAACAAACAAAGAUCACAAAACGUACAGUCAAAAAGAAAAAAGUCAUAAUGCAACAAGAUACACUUACACCUAUGGAACAACAGCCAUCCAUGGAUGAAACUGUAGAAGAGACAUACACGACUCAAGAACAGAUCACCACACAGGAAGCACUAGAAAUCACUGACGCUCUCGACACUGCCCAGACCACCACUCCUCAAGUGUUCGAAGCUCCCGCAGAUACUUCUGAAACGACGAAACCUUUGUACGAAGAAGAAAUGCCUGAAGAAAUCGUGGUAGAAGAAAUCGUGUCUCCAGAUGGCAAGACUAAGAUCACAAAGAAAACUAAGCGUGUUGUCAAAAAGAAGGUGGUUAGAGAUAUUCCUGAAACUAAAGAUCUUGAACUGAAAGAACCGAAGUCAGAAGUGGAAGAAACACAACCUGAUGAGGUAAAUGAUUUACCAGAAGAAACUGUUAUCGAAGAGGUUGCCCCAAAUGGUAGCAUUAAAAUCACAAAACGUACAAAACGUGUUACCAAGAAGAAGACCAUCAGCGUGACUCCGGAAUUAUCAGAAAAGGAGCCGAAGGAACGGCAACCUAUUGUGGAAGAACCUGACGACACAGAAAAGUUGGAUGAUCUGCAAGAGCAAAAGAAACCUCAAGAAUCUGAAGAGGGUCCUGAGGAAACUCUGAUAGAAGAAACCAUGAUGCCUGACGGUAAGACCAAACAAACAAAGAUCACAAAACGUACAGUCAAAAAGAAAAAGGUCACUAAACAACAGGAUACACUUACACCGUCAGAACAACAGCCAUCCACGGAUGAAACUGUGGAAGAUACUUAUACGACACAAGAACAGAUCACUACACAUGAAGCACAAGAAAUCACUGACGUUCUCGACAAUGCCCAGACCACCACUCCUCAAGUGUUGGAAGCUCCUGCAGAUAUUUCUGAAACGACGAAACCUUUGGACGAAGAAGAAAUGCCUGAAGAAACAGUAGUAGAGGAAAUCGUGUCACAAGAUGGCAAAACUAAGAUGACAAAGAAAACUAAGCGAGUUGUCAAAAAGAAGACGGUUAGAGAUAUUCCUGAAACUAUAGAUCUUGAACUGAAAGAACCGAAGUCAGAAGUGGAAGAAACACAGCCUGAUCAGGUGGAUGAUUUACCUGAAGUAACGGUUAUCGAAGAGGUUGCCCCAGAUGGUAGCAUCAAAAUCACAAAACGAACAAAACGUGUAACCAAAAAGAAGGCCAUCAAUGUGACUUCAGAAUUAUCAGAAAAGGAGCCUAAGGAACAGGAACCUAUUGCGGAAGAACCCAACGACACAGAAAAGUUGGAUUAUCUGCAAGAGCAAAAGAAACCUGAAGAAUCUGAAGAGGGUCCUGAGGAAACGGUGACAGAAGAGAUUAUGAUGCCUGACGGUAAGACCAAACAAACAAAGAUCACAAAACGUACAGUCAAAAAGAAAAAAGUCAUAAUUGAACAAGAUACACUUACACCUAUGGAACAACAGCCAUCCAUGGAUGAAACUGUAGAAGAGACAUACACGACUCAAGAACAGAUCACCACACAGGAAGCACUAGAAAUCACUGACGCUCUCGACACUGCCCAGACCACCACUCCUCAAGUGUUGGAAGCUCCCGCAGAUACUUCUGAAACGACGAAACCUUUGGACGAAGAAGAAAUGCCUGAAGAAAUCGUGGUAGAAGAAAUCGUGUCUCCAGAUGGCAAGACUAAGAUCACAAAGAAAACUAAGCGUGUUGUCAAAAAGAAGGUGGUUAGAGAUAUUCCUGAAACUAAAGAUCUUGAACUGAAAGAACCGAAGUCAGAAGUGGAAGAAACACAACCUGAUGAGGUAAAUGAUUUACCAGAAGAAACUAUUAUCGAAGAGGUUGCCCCAGAUGGUAGCAUCAAAAUCACAAAACGUACAAAACGUGUUACCAAGAAGAAGACCAUCAGCGUGACUCCGGAAUUAUCAGAAGAGGAGCCCAAGGAACGGCAACCUAUUGUGGAAGAACCUGACGACACAGAAAAGUUGGAUGAUCUGCAAGAGCAAAAGAAACCUCAAGAAUCUGAAGAGGGUCCUGAGGAAACUCUGAUAGAAGAAACCAUGAUGCCUGACGGUAAGACCAAACAAACAAAGAUCACAAAACGUACAGUCAAAAAGAAAAAGGUCAUUAAACAACAAGAUAAACUUACACCGUCAGAACAACAGCCAUCCACGGAUGAAACCGUGGAAGAUACUUAUACGACACAAGAACAGAUCACUACACAUGAAGCACAAGAAAUCACUGACGUUCUCGACACUGCCCAGACCACCACUCCUCAAGUGUUGGAAGCUCCCGCAGAUAUUUCUGAAACGACGAAACCUUUGGACGAAGAAGAAAUGCCUGAAGAAACCGUUAUCGAGGAAAUCGUGUCUCCAGAUGGCAAAACUAAGAUCACAAAGAAAACUAAGCGUGUUGUCAAAAAGAAGAUGGCUAAAGAUAUUCCUGAAACAAUGGUUCUUGAACUGAAAGAACCGAAGUCAGAAGUGGAAGAAACACAGCCUGAUGAGGUAGAUGAUUUACCUGAAGUAACGGUUAUCGAAGAGGUUGCCCCAGAUGGUAGCAUCAAAAUCACAAAACGAACAAAACGUGUAACCAAGAAGAAGACCAUCGGUGUGACUCCAGAAUUAUCAGAAAAGGAGCCAAAGGAACAGCAACCUAUUGUGGAAGAACCUGACGAAACGGAAAAGUUGGAUGAUGUACAAGAGCAAAAAAAACCCGAAGAAAUUGAAGAAGGUCCCGAGGAAACUGUGACAGAAGAAAUCGUGAUGCCUGACGGUAAGACCAAACAAACAAGGAUCACAAAACGUACAGUCAAAAAGAAAAAAGUCAUAAAACAACAAGACACACUGACACCUUCAGAACAACAGCCAUCCACGGGUGAAACCGUGGAAAUGACGUACACGACACAAGAACAAAUCACUACACAGAAAGCACAAGAAAUCAUUGACGUUCUGGACACUGCCCAGACCACCACUCCUCAAGUGUUGGAAGCUCCCGCAGAUACUUCUGAAACGACGAAACCUUUAGACGAAGAAGAAAUGCCUGAAGAAACAGUAGUAGAGGAAAUCGUGUCACAAGAUGGCAAAACUAAGAUAACAAAGAAAACUAAGCGAAAUGUCAAAAAGAAGACGGUUAGAGAUAUUCCUGAAAUUAUAGACCUUGAACUGAAAGAACCGAAGUCAGAAGUGGAAGAAACACAGCCUGAUCAGGUGGAUGAUUUACCUGAAGUAACGGUUAUCGAAGAGGUUGCUCCAGAUGGUAGCAUCAAAAUCACAAAACGAACAAAACGUGUAACCAAAAAGAAGGCCAUCAGCGUGACUCCGGAAUUAUCAGAAGAGGAGCCCAAGGAACGGCAACCUAUUGUGGAAGAACCUGACGACACAGAAAAGUUGGAUGAUCUGCAAGAGCAAAAGAAACCUCAAGAAUCUGAAGAGGGUCCUGAGGAAACUCUGAUAGAAGAAACCAUGAUGCCUGACGGUAAGACCAAACAAACAAAGAUCACAAAACGUACAGUCAAAAAGAAAAAGGUCAUUAAACAACAGGAUACACUUACACCGUCAGAACAACAGCCAUCCACGGAUGAAACCGUGGAAGAUACUUAUACGACACAAAAACAGAUCACUACACAUGAAGCACAAGAAAUCACUGACGUUCUCGAUACUGCCCAGACCACCACUCCUCAAGUGUUGGAAGCUCCCGCAGAUAUUUCUGAAACGACGAAACCUUUGGACGAAGAAGAAAUGCCUGAAGAAACCGUUAUCGAGGAAAUCGUGUCUCCAGAUGGCAAGACUAAGAUCACAAAGAAAACUAAGCGUGUUGUCAAAAAGAAGACGGCUAAAGAUAUUCCUGAAACAAUGGUUCUUGAACUGAAAGAACCGAAGUCAGAAGUGGAAGAAACACAGCCUGAUGAGGUAGAUGAUUUACCUGAAGUAACGGUUAUCGAAGAGGUUGCCCCAGAUGGUAGCAUCAAAAUCACAAAACGAACAAAACGUGUAACCAAGAAGAAGACCAUCGGUGUGACUCCAGAAUUAUCAGAAAAGGAGCCAAAGGAACAGCAACCUAUUGUGGAAGAACCGGACGAAACGGAAAAGUUGGAUGAUGUACAAGAGCAAAAGAAACCCGAAGAAAUUGAAGAAGGUCCCGAGGAAACUGUGACAGAAGAAAUCAUGAUGCCUGACGAUACUUCUGAAACGACGAAACCUUUGGACGAAGAAGAAAUGCCUGAAGAAACAGUAGUAGAGGAAAUCGUGUCUCCAGAUGGCAAAACUAAGAUCACAAAGAAAACUAAGCGUGUUGUCAAAAAGAAGACGGCUAAAGAUAUUCCUGAAAUAAUGGAUCUUGAACUGAAAGAACCGAAGUCAGAAGUGGAAGAAACACAGCCUGAUGAGGUAGAUGAUUUACCUGAAGUAACGGUUAUCGAAGAGGUUGCCCCAGAUGGUAGCAUCAAAAUCACAAAACGAACAAAACGUGUAACCAAGAAGAAGACCAUCGGUGUGACUCCAGAAUUAUCAGAAAAGGAGCCAAAGGAACAGCAACCUAUUGUGGAAGAACCUGACGAAACAGAAAAGUUGGACGAUGUACAAGAGCAAAAGAAACCCGGAGAAAUUGAAGAAGGUCCUGAGGAAACUGUGACAGAAGAAAUCAUGAUGCCUGACGGUAAGACCAAACAAACAAGGAUCACAAAACGUACAGUCAAAAAGAAAAAAGUCAUAAAACAACAAGACACACUAACACCUUCAGAACAACAGCCAUCCACGGAUGAAACCGUGGAAGUGACGUACACGACACAAGAACAAAUCACUACACAGAAAGCACAAGAAAUCACUGACGUUCUCGACACUGCCCAGACCACCACUCCUCAAGUGUUGGAAGCUCCCGCAGAUACUUCUGAAACGAAGAAACCUUUGGACGAAGAAGAAAUGCCUGAAGAAACAGUAGUAGAGGAAAUCGUGUCUCCAGAUGGCAAAACUAAGAUCACAAAGAAAACUAAGCGUGUUGUCAAAAAGAAGACGGCUAAAGAUAUUCCUGAAAUAAUGGAUCUUGAACUGAAAGAACCGAAGUCAGAAGUGGAAGAAACACAGCCUGAUGAGGUAGAUGAUUUACCUGAAGUAACGGUUAUCGAAGAGGUUGCCCCAGAUGGUAGCAUCAAAAUCACAAAACGAACAAAACGUGUAACCAAGAAGAAGACCAUCGGUGUGACUCCAGAAUUAUCAGAAAAGGAGCCAAAGGAACAGCAACCUAUUGUGGAAGAACCUGACGAAACAGAAAAGUUGGACGAUGUACAAGAGCAAAAGAAACCCGGAGAAAUUGAAGAAGGUCCUGAGGAAACUGUGACAGAAGAAAUCAUGAUGCCUGACGGUAAGACCAAACAAACAAGGAUCACAAAACGUACAGUCAAAAAGAAAAAAGUCAUAAAACAACAAGACACACUAACACCUUCAGAACAACAGCCAUCCACGGAUGAAACCGUGGAAGUGACGUACACGACACAAGAACAAAUCACUACACAGAAAGCACAAGAAAUCACUGACGUUCUCGACACUGCCCAGACCACCACUCCUCAAGUGUUGGAAGCUCCCGCAGAUACUUCUGAAACGAAGAAACCUUUGGACGAAGAAGACAUGCCUGAAGAAACCAUGGUAGAGGAAAUUGUGUCUCCUGAUGGUAAGACUAAGAUCACAAAGAAAACUAAGCGUGUUGUUAAAAAGAAAACGAUUAGAGAUAUUCCUGAAACUAAAGAUCUUGAACUGAAAGAACCGAAGUCAGAAGUGGAAGAAACACAGCCUGAUGAGGUAGAUGAUUUACCUGAAGUAACGGUUAUCGAAGAGGUUGCCCCCGAUGGUAGCAUCAAAAUCACAAAACGAACAAAACGUGUAACCAAGAAGAAGACCAUCGGUGUGACUCCAGAAUUAUCAGAAAAGGAGCCAAAGGAACAGCAACCUAUUGUGGAAGAACCUGACGAAACAGAAAAGUUGGACGAUGUACAAGAGCAAAAGAAACCCGGAGAAAUUGAAGAAGGUCCUGAGGAAACUGUGACAGAAGAAAUCAUGAUGCCUGACGGUAAGACCAAACAAACAAGGAUCACAAAACGUACAGUCAAAAAGAAAAAAGUCAUGAAACAACAAGACACACUAACACAUUCAGAACAACAGCCAUCCACGGAUGAAACCGUGGAAGUGACACAAGAACAAAUCACUACACAGAAAGAACAAGAAAUUACUGACGUUCUCGACACUGCCCAGACCACCACUCCUCAAGUGUUGGAAGCUCCCGCAGAUACUUCUGAAACUACGAAACCUUUGGACGAAGAAGAAAUGCCUGAAGAAACAGUAGUAGAGGAAAUCGUGUCUCCAGAUGGCAAAACUAAGAUGACAAAGAAAACUAAGCGAGUUGUGAAAAAGAAAACGAUUAGAGAUAUUCCUGAAACUAAAGAUCUUGAACUGAAAGAACCGAAGUCAGAAGUGGAAGAAACACAGCCUGAUGAGGUAGAUGAUUUACCUGAAGUAACGGUUAUCGAAGAGGUUGCCCCAGAUGGUAGCAUCAAAAUCACAAAACGAACAAAACGUGUAACCAAGAAGAAGACCAUCGGUGUGACUCCAGAAUUAUCAGAAAAGGAGCCAAAGGAACAGCAACCUAUUGUGGAAGAACCUGACGAAACAGAAAAGUUGAACGAUGUACAAGAGCAAAAGAAACCCGAAGAAAUUGAAGAAGGUCCUGAGGAAACUGUGACAGAAGAAGUCAUGAUGCCUGACGGUAAGACCAAACAAACAAGGAUCACAAAACGUACAGUCAAAAAGAAAAAAGUCAUAAAACAACAAGACACACUAACACAUUCAGAACAACAGCCAUCCACGGAUGAAACCCUGGAAGUGACACAAGAACAAAUCACUACACAGAAAGAACAAGAAAUCACUGACGUUCUUGACACUGCCCAGACCACCACUCCUCAAGUGUUGGAAGCUCCCGCAGAUACUUCUGAAACUACGAUACCUUUGGACGACGAAGAAAUGCCUGAAGAAACAGUAGUAGAGGAAAUCGUGUCUCCAGAUGGCAAAACUAAGAUGACAAAGAAAACUAAGCGAGUUGUCAAAAAGAAGACGGUUAGAGAUAUUCCUGAAACUAAAGAUCUUGAACUGAAAGAACCGAAGUCAGAAGUGGAAGAAACACAGCCUGAUGAGGUAGAUGAUUUACCUGAAGUAACGGUUAUCGAAGAGGUUGCCCCAGAUGGUAGCAUCAAAAUCACAAAACGAACAAAACGUGUAACCAAGAAGAAGACCAUCGGUGUGACUCCAGAAUUAUCAGAAAAGGAGCCAAAGGAACAGCAACCUAUUGUGGAAGAACCUGACGAAACGGAAAAGUUGGAUGAUGUACAAGAGCAAAAGAAACCCGAAGAAAUUGAAGAAGGUCCUGAGGAAACUGUGACAGAAGAAAUCAUGAUGCCUGACGGUAAGACCAAACAAACAAGGAUCACAAAACGUACAGUCAAAAAGAAAAAAGUCAUAAAACAACAAGACACACUAACACAUUCAGAACAACAGCCAUCCACGGAUGAAACCGUGGAAAUGACGUACACGACACAAGAACAAAUCACUACACAGAAAGCACAAGAAAUCAUUGACGUUCUGGACACUGCCCAGACCACCACUCCUCAAGUGUUGGAAGCUCCCGCAGAUACUUCUGAAACGACGAAACCUUUGGACGAAGAAGAAAUGCCUGAAGAAACAGUAGUAGAGGAAAUCGUGUCUCCAGAUGGCAAAACUAAGAUCACAAAGAAAACUAUGCGUGUUGUCAAAAAGAAGACGGUUAAAGAUAUUCCUGAAACUAUGGAUCUUGAACUGAAAGAACCGAAGUCAGAAGUGGAAGAAACACAGCCUGAUGAGGUACAUGAUUUACCUGAAGUAGCGGUUAUCGAAGAGGUUGCCCCAGAUGGUAGCAUCAAAAUCACAAAACGAACAAAACGUGUAACUAAGAAGAAGACCAUCGGUGUGACUCCAGAAUUAUCAGAAAAGGAGCCAAAGGAACAGCAACCUAUUGUGGAAGAACCUGACGAAACGGAAAAGUUGGAUGAUGUACAAGAGCAAAAGAAACCCGAAGAAAUUGAAGAAGGUCCCGAGGAAACUGUGACAGAAGAAAUCAUGAUGCCUGACGGUAAGACCCAACAAACAAGGAUCACAAAACGUACAGUUAAAAAGAAAAAAGUCAUAAAACAACAAGACACACUAACACCUUCAGAACAACAGCCAUCCACGGAUGAAACCGUGGAAGUCUCGUACACGACACAAGAACAAAUCACUACACAGAAAGCACAAGAAAUCACUGACUUUCUCGACACUGCCCAGACCACCACUCCUCAAGUGUUGGAAGCUCCCGCAGAUACUUCUGAAACGACGAAACCUUUGGACGAAGAAGAAAUGCCUGAAGAAACAGUAGUAGAGGAAAUCGUGUCUCCUGAUGGCAAAACUAAGAUCACAAAGAAAACUAAGCGUGUUGUCAAAAAGAAGACGGCUAAAGAUAUUCCUGAAACAAUGGAUCUUGAACUUAAAGAACCGAAGUCAGAAGUGGAAGAAACACAGCCUGAUGAGGUAGAUGAUUUACCUGAAGUAACGGUUAUCGAAGAGGUUGCCCCAGAUGGUAGCAUCAAAAUCACAAAACGAACAAAACGUGUAACCAAGAAGAAGACCAUCGGUGUGACUCCAGAAUUAUCAGAAAAGGAGCCAAAGGAACAGCAACCUAUUGUGGAAGAACCUGACGAAACGGAAAAGUUGGAUGAUGUACAAGAGCAAAAUAAACCCGAAGAAAUUGAAGAAGGUCCCGAGGAAACUGUGACAGAAGAAAUCAUGAUGCCUGACGGUAAGACCCAACAAACAAGGAUCACAAAACGUACAGUCAAAAAGAAAAAAGUCAUAAAACAACAAGACACACUAACACCUUCAGAACAACAGCCAUCCACGGAUGAAACCGUGGAAGUCUCGUACACGACACAAGAACAAAUCACUACACAGAAAGCACAAGAAAUCACUGACGUUCUCGACACUGCCCAGACCACCACUCCUCAAGUGUUGGAAGCUCCCGCAGAUACUUCUGAUACGACGAAACCUUUGGACGAAGAAGAAAUGCCUGAAGAAACAGUAUUAGAGGAAAUCGUGUCUCCAGAUGGCAAAACUAAGAUCACAAAGAAAACUAAGCGUGUUGUCAAAAAGAAGACGGCUAAAGAUAUUACUGAAGCAAUGGAUCUUGAACUGAAAGAACCGAAGUCAGAAGUGGAAGAAACACAGCCUGAUGAGGUAGAUGAUUUACCUGAAGUAACGGUUAUCGAAGAGGUUGCCCCAGAUGGUAGCAUCAAAAUCACAAAACGAACAAAACGUGUAACCAAGAAGAAGACCAUCGGUGUGACUCCAGAAUUAUCAGAAAAGGAGCCAAAGGAACAGCAACCUAUUGUGGAAGAACCUGACGAAACGGAAAAGUUGGAUGAUGUACAAGAGCAAAAGAAACCCGAAGAAAUUGAAGAAGGUCCCGAGGAAACUGUGACAGAAGAAAUCAUGAUGCCUGACGGUAAGACCCAACAAACAAGGAUCACAAAACGUACAGUUAAAAAGAAAAAAGUCAUAAAACAACAAGACACACUAACACCUUCAGAACAACAGCCAUCCACGGAUGAAACCGUGGAAGUCUCGUACACGACACAAGAACAAAUCACUACACAGAAAGCACAAGAAAUCACUGACUUUCUCGACACUGCCCAGACCACCACUCCUCAAGUGUUGGAAGCUCCCGCAGAUACUUCUGAAACGACGAAACCUUUGGACGAAGAAGAAAUGCCUGAAGAAACAGUAGUAGAGGAAAUCGUGUCUCCUGAUGGCAAAACUAAGAUCACAAAGAAAACUAAGCGUGUUGUCAAAAAGAAGACGGCUAAAGAUAUUCCUGAAACAAUGGAUCUUGAACUGAAAGAACCGAAGUCAGAAGUGGAAGAAACACAGCCUGAUGAGGUAGAUGAUUUACCUGAAGUAACGGUUAUCGAAGAGGUUGCCCCAGAUGGUAGCAUCAAAAUCACAAAACGAACAAAACGUGUAACCAAGAAGAAGACCAUCGGUGUGACUCCAGAAUUAUCAGAAAAGGAGCCAAAGGAACAGCAACCUAUUGUGGAAGAACCUGACGAAACGGAAAAGUUGGAUGAUGUACAAGAGCAAAAUAAACCCGAAGAAAUUGAAGAAGGUCCCGAGGAAACUGUGACAGAAGAAAUCAUGAUGCCUGACGGUAAGACCAAACAAACAAGGAUCACAAAACGUACAGUCAAAAAGAAAAAAGUCAUAAAACAACAAGACACACUAACACCUUCAGAACAACAGCCAUCCACGGAUGAAACCGUGGAAGUCUCGUACACGACACAAGAACAAAUCACUACACAGAAAGCACAAGAAAUCACUGACGUUCUCGACACUGCCCAGACCACCACUCCUCAAGUGUUGGAAGCUCCCGCAGAUACUUCUGAAACGACGAAACCUUUGGACGAAGAAGAAAUGCCUGAAGAAACAGUAGUAGAGGAAAUCGUGUCUCCAGAUGGCAAAACUAAGAUCACAAAGAAAACUAAGCGUGUUGUCAAAAAGAAGACGGCUAAAGAUAUUACUGAAGCAAUGGAUCUUGAACUGAAAGAACCGAAGUCAGAAGUGGAAGAAACACAGCCUGAUGAGGUAGAUGAUUUACCUGAAGUAACGGUUAUCGAAGAGGUUGCCCCAGAUGGUAGCAUCAAAAUCACGAAACGAACAAAACGUGUAACCAAGAAGAAGACCAUCGGUGUGACUCCAGAAUUAUCAGAAAAGGAGCCAAAGGAACAGCAACCUAUUGUGGAAGAACCUGACGAAACGGAAAAGUUGGAUGAUGUACAAGAGCAAAAGAAACCCGAAGAAAUUGAAGAAGGUCCUGAGGAAACUGUGACAGAAGAAAUCAUGAUGCCUGACGGUAAGACCAAACAAACAAGGAUCACAAAACGUACAGUCAAAAAGAAAAAAGUCAUAAAACAACAAGACACACUAAAACCUUCAGAACAACAGCCAUCCAUGGAUGAAACCGUGGAAGUCUCGUACACGACACAAGAACAAAUCACUACACAGAAAGCACAAGAAAUCACUGACGUUCUCGACACUGCCCAGACCACCACUCCUCAAGUGUUGGAAGCUCCCGCAGAUACUUCUGAAACGACGAAACCUUUGGACGAAGAAGAAAUGCCUGAAGAAACAGUAGUAGAGGAAAUCGUGUCUCCUGAUGGCAAAACUAAGAUCACAAAGAAAACUAAGCGUGUUGUAAAAAAGAAAACGAUUAGAGAUAUUCCUGAAACUAAAGAUCUUGAACUGAAAGAACCGAAGUCAGAAGUGGAAGAAACACAGCCUGAUGAGGUAGAUGAUUUACCUGAAGUAACGGUUAUCGAAGAGGUUGCCCCAGAUGGUAGCAUCAAAAUCACAAAACGAACAAAACGUUUAACCAAGAAGAAGACCAUCGGUGUGACUCCAGAAUUAUUAGAAAAGGAGCCAAAGGAACAGCAACCUAUUGUGGAAGAACCUGACGAAACGGAAAAGUUGGAUGAUGUACAAGAGCAAAAGAAACCCGAAGAAAUUGAAGAAGGCCCCGAGGAAACUGUGACAGAAGAAAUCAUGAUGCCUGACGGUAAGACCAAACAAACAAGGAUCACAAAACGUACAGUCAAAAAGAAAAAAGUCAUAAAACAACAAGACACACUAACACCUUCAGAACAACAGCCAUCCACGGAUGAAACCGUGGAAGUGACGUACACGACACAAGAACAAAUCACUACACAGAAAGCACAAGAAAUCACUGACAUUCUCGACACUGCCCAGACCACCACUCCUCAAGUGUCGGAAGCUCCCGCAGAUACUUCUGAAACGAAGAAACCUUUGGACGAAGAAGACAUGCCUGAAGAAACCAUGGUAGAGGAAAUUGUGUCUCCUGAUGGUAAGACUAAGAUCACAAAGAAAACUAAGCGUGUUGUUAAAAAGAAAACGAUUAGAGAUAUUCCUGAAACUAAAGAUCUUGAACUGAAAGAACCGAAGUCAGAAGUGGAAGAAACACAGCCUGAUGAGGUAGAUGAUUUACCUGAAGUAACGGUUAUCGAAGAGGUUGCCCCCGAUGGUAGCAUCAAAAUCACAAAACGAACAAAACGUGUAACCAAGAAGAAGACCAUCGGUGUGACUCCAGAAUUAUCAGAAAAGGAGCCAAAGGAACAGCAACCUAUUGUGGAAGAACCUGACGAAACGGAAAAGUUGGAUGAUGUACAAGAGCAAAAGAAACCCGAAGAAAUUGAAGAAGGUCCCGAGGAAACUGUGACAGAAGAAAUCAUGAUGCCUGACGGUAAGACCAAACAAACAAGGAUCACAAAACGUACAGUCAAAAAGAAAAAAGUCAUAAAACAACAAGACACACUAACACCUUCAGAACAACAGCCAUCCACGGAUGAAACCGUGGAAGUCUCGUACACGACACAAGAACAAAUCACUACACAGAAAGCACAAGAAAUCACUGACGUUCUCGACACUGCCCAGACCACCACUCCUCAAGUGUUGGAAGCUCCCGCAGAUACUUCUGAAACGACGAAACCUUUGGACGAAGAAGAAAUGCCUGAAGAAACAGUAGUAGAGGAAAUCGUGUCUCCAGAUGGCAAAACUAAGAUCACAAAGAAAACUAAGCGUGUUGUCAAAAAGAAGACGGCUAAAGAUAUUCCUGAAGCAAUGGAUCUUGAACUGAAAGAACCGAAGUCAGAAGUGGAAGAAACACAGCCUGAUGAGGUAGAUGAUUUACCUGAAGUAACGGUUAUCGAAGAGGUUGCCCCAGAUGGUAGCAUCAAAAUCACAAAACGAACAAAACGUGUAACCAAGAAGAAGACCAUCGGUGUGACUCCAGAAUUAUCAGAAAAGGAGCCAAACGAACAGCAACUUAUUGUGGAAGAACCUGACGAAACGGAAAAGUUGGAUGAUGUACAAGAGCAAAAGAAACCCGAAGAAAUUGAAGAAGGUCCUGAGGAAACUGUGACAGAAGAAAUCAUGAUGCCUGACGGUAAGACCAAACAAACAAGGAUCACAAAACGUACAGUCAAAAAGAAAAAAGUCAUAAAACAACAAGACACACUAAAACCUUCAGAACAACAGCCAUCCACGGAUGAAACCGUGGAAGUCUCGUACACGACACAAGAACAAAUAACUACACAGAAAGCACAAGAAAUCACUGACGUUCUCGACACUGCCCAGACCACCACUCCUCAAGUGUUGGAAGCUCCCGCAGAUACUUCUGAAACGACGAAACCUUUGGACGAAGAAGAAAUGCCUGAAGAAACAGUAGUAGAGGAAAUCGUGUCUCCUGAUGGCAAAACUAAGAUCACAAAGAAAACUAAGCGUGUUGUAAAAAAGAAAACGAUUAGAGAUAUUCCUGAAACUAAAGAUCUUGAACUGAAAGAACCGAAGUCAGAAGUGGAAGAAACACAGCCUGAUGAGGUAGAUGAUUUACCUGAAGUAACGGUUAUCGAAGAGGUUGCCCCAGAUGGUAGCAUCAAAAUCACAAAACGAACAAAACGUGUAACCAAGAAGAAGACCAUCGGUGUGACUCCAGAAUUAUUAGAAAAGGAGCCAAAGGAACAGCAACCUAUUGUGGAAGAACCUGACGAAACGGAAAAGUUGGAUGAUGUACAAGAGCAAAAGAAACCCGAAGAAAUUGAAGAAGGACCCGAGGAAACUGUGACAGAAGAAAUCAUGAUGCCUGACGGUAAGACCAAACAAACAAGGAUCACAAAACGUACAGUCAAAAAGAAAAAAGUCAUAAAACAACAAGACACACUAACACCUUCAGAACAACAGCCAUCCACGGAUGAAACCGUGGAAGUGACGUACACGACACAAGAACAAAUCACUACACAGAAAGCACAAGAAAUCACUGACGUUCUCGACACUGCCCAGACCACCACUCCUCAAGUGUUGGAAGCUCCCGCAGAUACUUCUGAAACGAAGAAACCUUUGGACGAAGAAGACAUGCCUGAAGAAGCCAUGGUAGAGGAAAUUGUGUCUCCUGAUGGUAAGACUAAGAUCACAAAGAAAACUAAGCGUGUUGUCAAAAAGAAGACGGUUAAAGAUAUUCCUGAAACUAUGGAUCUUGGACUGAAAGAACCGAAGUCAGAAGUGGAAGAAACACAGCCUGAUGAGGUAGAUGAUUUACCUGAAGUAACGGUUAUCGAAGAGGUUGCCCCAGAUGGUAGCAUCAAAAUCACAAAACGAACAAAACGUGUAACCAAGAAGAAGACCAUCGGUGUGACUCCAGAAUUAUUAGAAAAGGAGCCAAAGGAACAGCAACCUAUUGUGGAAGAACCUGACGAAACGGAAAAGUUGGAUGAUGUACAAGAGCAAAAGAAACCCGAAGAAAUUGAAGAAGGACCCGAGGAAACUGUGACAGAAGAAAUCAUGAUGCCUGACGGUAAGACCAAACAAACAAGGAUCACAAAACGUACAGUCAAAAAGAAAAAAGUCAUAAAACAACAAGACACACUAACACCUUCAGAACAACAGCCAUCCACGGAUGAAACCGUGGAAGUGACGUACACGACACAAGAACAAAUCACUACACAGAAAGCACAAGAAAUCACUGACGUUCUCGACACUGCCCAGACCACCACUCCUCAAGUGUUGGAAGCUCCCGCAGAUACUUCUGAAACGAAGAAACCUUUGGACGAAGAAGACAUGCCUGAAGAAGCCAUGGUAGAGGAAAUUGUGUCUCCUGAUGGUAAGACUAAGAUCACAAAGAAAACUAAGCGUGUUGUCAAAAAGAAGACGGUUAAAGAUAUUCCUGAAACUAUGGAUCUUGGACUGAAAGAACCGAAGUCAGAAGUGGAAGAAACACAGCCUGAUGAGGUAGAUGAUUUACCUGAAGUAACGGUUAUCGAAGAGGUUGCCCCAGAUGGUAGCAUCAAAAUCACAAAACGAACAAAACGUGUAACCAAGAAGAAGACCAUCGGUGUGACUCCAGAAUUAUUAGAAAAGGAGCCAAAGGAACAGCAACCUAUUGUGGAAGAACCUGACGAAACGGAAAAGUUGGAUGAUGUACAAGAGCAAAAGAAACCCGAAGAAAUUGAAGAAGGACCCGAGGAAACUGUGACAGAAGAAAUCAUGAUGCCUGACGGUAAGACCAAACAAACAAGGAUCACAAAACGUACAGUCAAAAAGAAAAAAGUCAUAAAACAACAAGACACACUAACACCUUCAAAACAACAGCCAUCCACGGAUGAAACCGUGGAAGUCUCGUACACGACACAAGAACAAAUCACUACACAGAAAGCAAAAGAAAUCAUUGACGUUCUGGACACUGCCCAGACCACCACUCCUCAAGUGUUGGAAGCUCCCGCAGAUACUUCUGAAACGACGAAACCUUUGGACGAAGAAGAAAUGCCGGAAGAAACAGUAGUAGAGGAAAUCGUGUCUCCAGAUGGCAAAACUAAGAUCACAAAGAAAACUAAGCGUGUUGUCAAAAAGAAGACGGCUAAAGAUAUUCCUGAAGCAAUGGAUCUUGAACUGAAAGAACCGAAGUCAGAAGUGGAAGAAACACAGCCUGAUGAGGUAGAUGAUUUACCUGAAGUAACGGUUAUCGAAGAGGUUGCCCCAGAUGGUAGCAUCAAAAUCACAAAACGAACAAAACGUGUAACCAAGAAGAAGACCAUCGGUGUGACUCCAGAAUUAUCAGAAAAGGAGCCAAAGGAACAGCAACCUAUUGUGGAAGAACCUGAUGAAACGGAAAAGUUGGAUGAUGUACAAGAGCAAAAGAAACCCGAAGAAAUUGAAGAAGGUCCCGAGGAAACUGUGACAGAAGAAAUCAUGAUGCCUGACGGUAAGACCAAACAAACAAGGAUCACAAAACGUACAGUCAAAAAGAAAAAAGUCAUAAAACAACAAGACACACUAACACCUUCAGAACAACAGCCAUCCACGGAUGAAACCGUGGAAGUGACGUACACGACACAAGAACAAAUCACUACACAGAAAGCACAAGAAAUCACUAACGUUCUCGACACUGCCCAGACCACCACUCCUCAAGUGUUGGAAGCUCCCGCAGAUACUUCUGAAAUGACGAAGCCUUUGGACGAAGAAGAAAUGCCUGAAGAAACAGUAGUAGAGGAAAUCGUGUCUCCAGAUGGCAAAACUAAGAUCACAAAGAAAACUAAGCGUGUUGUCAAAAAGAAGACGGUUAAAGAUAUUCCUGAAAUUAUGGAUCUUGGACUGAAAGAACCGAAGUCAGAAGUGGAAGAAACACAGCCUGAUGAGGUAGAUGAUUUACCUGAAGUAAUGGUUAUCGAAGAGGUUGCCCCAGAUGGUAGCAUCAAAAUCACAAAACGAACAAAACGUGUAACCGAGAAGAAGACCAUCGAUGUGACUCCAGAAUUAUCAGAGAAGGAGCCCAAGAAACAGCAACCUGUUGUGGAAGAACCUGACGACACAGAAAAGUUGGAUGAUCUGCAAGACCAAAAGAAACCUGAAGAAACUGAAGAGGGUCCUGAGGAAACGGUGAUAGAAGAAAUCAUGAUACCUGACGGUAAGACCAAACAAACAAAGAUCACAAAACGUAUAGUCAAAAAGAAAAAAGUCAUAAAACAACAAGACACACUUACACCUUCAGAACAACAGCCAUCCAUGGAUGAAACCGUGGAAGUGACACAAGUACAAAUCACUACACAGAAAGCACAAGAAAUCACUGACGUUCUCGACACUGCCCAGACCACCACUCCUCAAGUGUUGGAAGCUCCCGCUGAUACUUCUGAAACGAAGAAACCUUUGGACGAAGAAGAAAUGCCUGAAGAAACCGUGGUAGAGGAAAUUGUGUCUCCUGAUGGUAAGACUUCUAAGAUCACAAAGAAAACUAAGCGUAUUGUAAAAAAGAAAACGAUUAGAGAUAUUCCUGAAACUAAAGAUCUUGAACUGAAAGAACCGAAGUCAGAAGUGGAAGAAACACAGCCUGAUGAGGUAGAUGAUUUACCUGAAGUAACGGUUAUCGAAGAGGUUGCCCCAGAUGGUAGCAUCAAAAUCACAAAACGAACAAAACGUGUAACCAAGAAGAAGACCAUCGGUGUGACUCCAGAAUUAUCAGAAAAGGAGCCAAAGGAACAGCAACUUAUUGUGGAAGAACCUGAUGAAACGGAAAACUUGGAUGAUGUACAACAGCAAAAGAAACCUGAAGAAAUUGAAGAAGGUCCUGAGGAAACUGUGACAGAAGAAAUCAUGAUGCCUGACGGUAAGACCAAACAAACAAGGAUCACAAAACGUACAAACAAAAAGAAAAAACUCAUAACACAACAAGACACACUUUCACCUACAGAACAUCAGCCAUCCACGGAUGAAACCGUGGAAGAGACGUACACGACACUCGAACAAAUCACUACACAGAAAACACAAGAAAUCGCUGACGUUUUCGACACUGCCCAAACAAUCAUUCCUGAAAUUUUAGAAGCUCCUGCAGAUACUUCUGAAACGACACAACCUUUGGACGAAGAAGCAAUGCCCGAAGAAACCGUGGUAGAGGAAAUUGUGUCUCCUGAUGAUAAGACUAAGAUCACAAAGAAAACUAAGCGUGUUGUCAAAAAAAAGACGAUUAAAGAUAUUCCUGAAACUAAAGAUCUUGAACUGAAAGAACCGAAGUCAGAAGUAGAAGAAACACGGCUUGAUGAGGUACGUGAUUUACCAGAAGAAUCUGUUAUCAAAGAGGUUGUCCCAGAUGGUAGCAUCAAAACAAAACGAACAAAACGUGUUACCAAGAAGAAGACCAUCGGUGUGACUCGCGAAUUAUCAGAAAUGGAGCCCAAGGAACAGCAACCUAUUGUGGAAGAACCUGAUGACACAGCAAUGUUGGAUGACCUUCAAGAGCAAAAGAAACCUGAAGAAACUGAAGAGGGUCCUGAAGAAACGGUCACAGAAGAAAUCAUGAUGCCUGACGGUAAGACCAAACAAACAAGGAUCACAAAACGUACAAACAAAAAGAAAAAACUCAUAACACAACAAGACACACUUUCACCUACAGAACAUCAGCCAUCUACGGAUGAAACCGUGGAAGAGACGUACACGACACACGAACAAAUCACUUCACAGAAAGCACAAGAAAUCACUGACGUUUUCAAUACUGCUCAAACAACCAUUCCUCAAAUUUUAGAAGCUCCUGCAGAUACUUCUGAAACGACGCAACCUUUGGACGAAGAAGCAAUGCCCGAAGAAACCGUGGUAGAGGAAAUUGUGUCUCCUGAUGGUAAGACUAAGAUCACAAAGAAAACUAAGCGUGUUGUCAAAAAGAAGACGAUUAGAGAUAUUCCUGAAACUAAAGAUCUUGAACUGAAAGAACCGAAGUCAGAAGUGGAAGAAACACAGCCUGAUGAGGUAGAUGAUUUACCUGAAGUAACGGUUAUCGAAGAGGUUGCUCCAGAUGGUAGCAUCAAAAUCACAAAACGAACGAAACGAGUAACCAAGAAGAAGACCAUCGGUGUGACUCCAGAAUUAUCAGAAAAGGAGCCAAAGGAACAGCAACCUAUUGUGGAAGAACCUGACGACGCAGAAAAGUUGGAUGACCUUCAAGAGCAAAAGAAACCUGAAGAAACUGAAGAGGGUCCUGAAGAAACGGUCACAGAAGAAAUCAUGAUGCCUGAUGGUAAGAACAAACAAACAAAGAUCACAAAACGUACAGUCAAAAAGAAAAAAGUCAUAACACAACAAGACACACUUUCACCUACAGAACAUCAGCCAUCUACGGAUGAAACUGUGGAAGAGACGUACACGACACACGAACAAAUCACUACACAGAAAGCACAAGAAAUCACUGACGUUUUCGACACAGCUCAAACAACCAUUCCUCAAAUUUUAGAAGCUCCUGCAGAUACUUCUGAAACGACGCAACCUUUGGACAAAGAAGCAAUGCCCGAAGAAACCGUGGUAGAGGAAAUUGUGUCUCCUGAUGGUAAGACUAAGAUCACAAAGAAAACUAAGCGUGUUGUCAAAAAGAAGACGAUUAGAGAUAUUCCUGAAACUAAAGAUCUUGAACUGAAAGAACCGAAGUCAGAAGUGGAAGAAACACAGCCUGAUGAGGUAGAUGAUUUACCUGAAGUAACGGUUAUCGAAGAGGUUGCUCCAGAUGGUAGCAUAAAAAUCACAAAACGAACGAAACGAGUAACCAAGAAGAAGACCAUCGGUGUGACUCCAGAAUUAUCAGAAAAGGAGCCAAAGGAACAGCAACCUAUUGUGGAAGAACCUGACGACACAGAAAAGUUGGAUGACCUUCAAGAGCAAAAGAAACCUGAAGAAACUGAAGAGGGUCCUGAAGAAACGGUCACAGAAGAAAUCAUGAUGCCUGAUGGUAAGACCAAACAAACAAAGAUCACAAAACGUACAGUCAAAAAGAAAAAAGUCAUAACACAACAAGACACACUUUCACCUACAGAACAUCAGCCAUCUACGGAUGAAACCGUGGAAGAGACGUACACGACACACGAACAAAUCACUACACAGAAAGCACAAGAAAUCACUGACGUUUUCGACACAGCUCAAACAACCAUUCCUCAAAUUUUAGAAGCUCCUGCAGAUACUUCUGAAACGACGCAACCUUUGGACGAAGAAGCAAUGCCCGAAGAAACCGUGGUAGAGGAAAUUGUGUCUCCUGAUGGUAAGACUAAGAUCACAAAGAAAACUAAGCGUGUUGUCAAAAAGAAGACGAUUAGAGAUAUUCCUGAAACUAAAGAUCUUGAACUGAAAGAACCGAAGUCAGAAGUGGAAGAAACACAGCCUGAUGAGGUAGAUGAUUUACCUGAAGUAACGGUUAUCGAAGAGGUUGCUCCAGAUGGUAGCAUAAAAAUCACAAAACGAACGAAACGAGUAACCAAGAAGAAGACCAUCGGUGUGACUCCAGAAUUAUCAGAAAAGGAGCUAAAGGAACAGCAACCUAUUGUGGAAGAACCUGACGACACAGAAAAGUUGGAUGACCUUCAAGAGCAAAAGAAACCUGAAGAAACUGAAGAGGGUCCUGAAGAAACGGUCACAGAAGAAAUCAUGAUGCCUGAUGGUAAGACCAAACAAACAAAGAUCACAAAACGUACAGUCAAAAAGAAAAAAGUCAUAACACAACAAGACACACUUUCACCUACAGAAAAUCAGCCAUCUACGGAUGAAACCGUGGAAGAGACGUACACGACACACGAACAAAUCACUACACAGAAAGCACAAGAAAUCACUGACGUUUUCAAUACUGCUCAAACAACCAUUCCUCAAAUUUUAGAAGCUCCUGCAGAUACUUCUGAAACGACGCAACCUUUGGACGAAGAAGCAAUGCCCGAAGAAACCGUGGUAGAGGAAAUUGUGUCUCCUGAUGGUAAGACUAAGAUCACAAAGAAAACUAAGCGUGUUGUCAAAAAGAAGACGAUUAGAGAUAUUCCUGAAACUAAAGAUCUUGAACUGAAAGAACCGAAGUCAGAAGUGGAAGAAACACAGCCUGAUGAGGUAGAUGAUUUACCUGAAGUAACGGUUAUCGAAGAGGUUGCUCCAGAUGGUAGCAUAAAAAUCACAAAACGAACGAAACGAGUAACCAAGAAGAAGACCAUCGGUGUGACUCCAGAAUUAUCAGAAAAGGAGCCAAAGGAACAGCAACCUAUUGUGGAAGAACCUGACGACACAGAAAAGUUGGAUGACCUUCAAGAGCAAAAGAAACCUGAAGAAACUGAAGAGGGUCCUGAAGAAACGGUCACAGAAGAAAUCAUGAUGCCUGAUGGUAAGACCAAACAAACAAAGAUCACAAAACGUACAGUCAAAAAGAAAAAAGUCAUAACACAACAAGACACACUUUCACCUACAGAACAUCAGCCAUCUACGGAUGAAACUGUGGAAGAGACGUACACGACACACGAACAAAUCACUACACAGAAAGCACAAGAAAUCACUGACGUUUUCGACACAGCUCAAACAACCAUUCCUCAAAUUUUAGAAGCUCCUGCAGAUACUUCUGAAACGACGCAACCUUUGGACGAAGAAGCAAUGCCCGAAGAAACCGUGGUAGAGGAAAUUGUGUCUCCUGAUGGUAAGACUAAGAUCACAAAGAAAACUAAGCGUGUUGUCAAAAAGAAGACGAUUAGAGAUAUUCCUGAAACUAAAGAUCUUGAACUGAAAGAACCGAAGUCAGAAGUGGAAGAAACACAGCCUGAUGAGGUAGAUGAUUUACCUGAAGUAACGGUUAUCGAAGAGGUUGCUCCAGAUGGUAGCAUAAAAAUCACAAAACGAACGAAACGAGUAACCAAGAAGAAGACCAUCGGUGUGACUCCAGAAUUAUCAGAAAAGGAGCCAAAGGAACAGCAACCUAUUGUGGAAGAACCUGACGACACAGAAAAGUUGGAUGACCUUCAAGAGCAAAAGAAACCUGAAGAAACUGAAGAGGGUCCUGAAGAAACGGUCACAGAAGAAAUCAUGAUGCCUGAUGGUAAGACCAAACAAACAAAGAUCACAAAACGUACAGUCAAAAAGAAAAAAGUCAUAACACAACAAGACACACUUUCACCUACAGAACAUCUGCCAUCUACGGAUGAAACUGUGGAAGAGACGUACACGACACACGAACAAAUCACUACACAGAAAGCACAAGAAAUCACUGACGUUUUCGACACAGCUCAAACAACCAUUCCUCAAAUUUUAGAAGCUCCUGCAGAUACUUCUGAAACGACGCAACCUUUGGACGAAGAAGCAAUGCCCGAAGAAACCCUGGUAGAGGAAAUUGUGUCUCCUGAUGGUAAGACUAAGAUCACAAAGAAAACUAAGCGUGUUGUCAAAAAGAAGACGAUUAGAGAUAUUCCUGAAACUAAAGAUCUUGAACUGAAAGAACCGAAGUCAGAAGUGGAAGAAACACAGCCUGAUGAGGUAGAUGAUUUACCUGAAGUAACGGUUAUCGAAGAGGUUGCUCCAGAUGGUAGCAUAAAAAUCACAAAACGAACGAAACGAGUAACCAAGAAGAAGACCAUCGGUGUGACUCCAGAAUUAUCAGAAAAGGAGCCAAAGGAACAGCAACCUAUUGUGGAAGAACCUGACGACACAGAAAAGUUGGAUGACCUUCAAGAGCAAAAGAAACCUGAAGAAACUGAAGAGGGUCCUGAAGAAACGGUCACAGAAGAAAUCAUGAUGCCUGAUGGUAAGACCAAACAAACAAAGAUCACAAAACGUACAGUCAAAAAGAAAAAAGUCAUAACACAACAAGACACACUUUCACCUACAGAACAUCAGCCAUCUACGGAUGAAACUGUGGAAGAGACGUACACGACACACGAACAAAUCACUACACAGAAAGCACAAGAAAUCACUGACGUUUUCGACACAGCUCAAACAACCAUUCCUCAAAUUUUAGAAGCUCCUGCAGAUACUUCUGAAACGACGCAACCUUUGGACGAAGAAGCAAUGCCCGAAGAAACCCUGGUAGAGGAAAUUGUGUCUCCUGAUGGUAAGACUAAGAUCACAAAGAAAACUAAGCGUGUUGUCAAAAAGAAGACGAUUAGAGAUAUUCCUGAAACUAAAGAUCUUGAACUGAAAGAACCGAAGUCAGAAGUGGAAGAAACACAGCCUGAUGAGGUAGAUGAUUUACCUGAAGUAACGGUUAUCGAAGAGGUUGCUCCAGAUGGUAGCAUAAAAAUCACAAAACGAACGAAACGAGUCACCAAGAAGAAGACCAUCGGUGUGACUCCAGAAUUAUCAGAAAAGGAGCCAAAGGAACAGCAACCUAUUGUGGAAGAACCUGACGACACAGAAAAGUUGGAUGACCUUCAAGAGCAAAAGAAACCUGAAGAAACUGAAAAAGGUCCUGAGGAAACGGUGACAGAAGAAAUCAUGAUGCCUGAUGGUAAGUCCAAACAAACAAAGAUCACAAAACGUACAGUCAAAAAGAAAAAAGUCAUAACACAACAAGACACACUUUCACCUACAGAAAAUCAGCCAUCUACGGAUGAAACCGUGGAAGAGACGUACACGACACACGAACAAAUCACUACACAGAAAGCACAAGAAAUCACUGACGUUUUCAAUACUGCUCAAACAACCAUUCCUCAAAUUUUAGAAGCUCCUGCAGAUACUUCUGAAACGACGCAACCUUUGGACGAAGAAGCAAUGCCCGAAGAAACCGUGGUAGAGGAAAUUGUGUCUCCUGAUGGUAAGACUAAGAUCACAAAGAAAACUAAGCGUGUUAUCAAAAAGAAGACGAUUAGAGAUAUUCCUGAAACUAAAGAUCUUGAACUGAAAGAACCGAAGUCAGAAGUGGAAGAAACACAGCCUGAUGAGGUAGAUGAUUUACCUGAAGUAACGGUUAUCGAAGAGGUUGCUCCAGAUGGUAGCAUAAAAAUCACAAAACGAACGAAACGAGUAACCAAGAAGAAGACCAUCGGUGUGACUCCAGAAUUAUCAGAAAAGGAGCCAAAGGAACAGCAACCUAUUGUGGAAGAACCUGACGACACAGAAAAGUUGGAUAACCUUCAAGAGCAAAAGAAACCUGAAGAAACUGAAGAGGGACCUGAAGAAACGGUCACAGAAGAAAUCAUGAUGCCUUCAGGUAAGACCAAACAAACAAAGAUCACAAAACGUACAGUCAAAACGAAAAAAGUCAUAACACAACAAGACACACUUUCACCUACAGAACAUCUGCCAUCUACGGAUGAAACCGUGGAAGAGACGUACACGACACACGAACAAUUCACUACACAGAAAGCACAAGAAAUCACUGACGUUUUCGACACAGCUCAAACAACCAUUCCUCAAAUUUUAGAAGCUCCUGCAGAUAUUUCUGAAACGACGCAACCUUUGGACGAAGAAGCAAUGCCCGAAGAAACCCUGGUAGAGGAAAUUGUGUCUCCUGAUGGUAAGACUAAGAUCACAAAGAAAACUAAGCGUGUUGUCAAAAAGAAGACGAUUAGAGAUAUUCCUGAAACUAAAGAUCUUGAACUGAAAGAACCGAAGUCAGAAGUGGAAGAAACACAGCCUGAUGAGGUAGAUGAUUUACCUGAAGUAACGGUUAUCGAAGAGGUUGCUCCAGAUGGUAGCAUAAAAAUAACAAAACGAACGAAACGAGUAACCAAGAAGAAGACCAUCGGUGUGACUCCAAAAUUAUCAGAAAAGGAGCCAAAGGAACAGCAACCUAUUGUGGAAGAACCCGACGACACAGACAAGUUGGAUGAUCUGCAAGAGCAAAAUAAACCCGGAGAAACUGAAGAGGGUCCUGAGGAAACGGUGAUAGAAGAAAUCAUGAUGCCUGACGGUAAGACCAAACAAACAAAGAUCACAAAACGUACAGUCAAAAAGAAAAAAGUCAUAACACAACAAGACACACUUUCACCUACAGAACAUCAGCCAUCCACGGAUGAAACCGUGGAAGAGACAUACACGACACACGAACAAAUCACUACACAGAAAGCACAAGAAAUCACUGACGUUUUCGACACUGCUAAAACAACAAUUCCUCAUAUUUUAGAAGCUCCUGCAGAUACUUUUGAAACGACGCAACCUUUGGACGUAGAAGCACUGCCCGAAGAAACCGUGGUAGAGGAAAUUGUGUCUCCUGAUGGUAAGACUAAGAUCACAAAGAAAACUAGGCGUGUUGUCAAAAAGAAGACGAUUGGAGAUAUUUCUGAAACUAAAGAUCUUGAACUGAAAGAACCGAAGUCAGAAGUGGAAAAAACACAGCCUGAUGAGGUAGAUGAUAUACCUGAAGUAACGGUUAUCGAAGAGGUUGCUCCAGAUGGUAGCAUCAAAAUCACAAAACGAACAAAACGAGUAACCAAGAAGAAGACCAUCGGUGUGACUCCAGAAUUACCUGAAAUGGAGCCCAAGGAACAGCAACCUUUUGUGGAAGAACCUGACGACACAGAAAAGUUGGAUGACCUUCAAGAGCAAAAGAAACCUGAAGAAACUGAAGAGGGUCCUGAAGAAACGGUCACAGAAGAAAUCAUGAUGCCUGAUGAAGCUCCUGCAGAUACUUUUGAAACGACGCAACCUUUGGACGAAGAAGCACUGCCCGAAGAAUCCGUGGUAGAGGAAAUUGUGUCUCCUGAUGGUAAGACUAAGAUCACAAAGAAAACUAAGCGUGUUGUCAAAAAGAAGACGAUUGGAGAUAUUUCUGAAACUAAAGAUCUUGAACUGAAAGAACCGAAGUCAGAAGUGGAAAAAACACAGCCUGAUGAGGUAGAUGAUUUACCUGAAGUAACGGUUAUCGAAGAGGUUGCUCCAGAUGGUAGCAUCAAAAUCACAAAACGAACAAAACGAGUAACCAAGAAGACCAUCGGUGUGACUCCAGAAUUACCUGAAAUGGAGCCCAAGGAACAGCAACCUAUUGUGGAAGAACUUGACGACACAGAAAAGUUGGAUGACCUUCAAGAGCAAAAGAAACCUGAAGAAACUGAAGAGGGUCCUGAAGAAACGGUCACAGAAGAAAUCAUGAUGCCUGAUGGUAAGACCAAACAAACAAAGAUCACAAAACGUACAGUCAAAAAGAAAAAAGUCAUAACACAACAAGACACACUUUCACCUACAGAACAUCAGCCAUCUACGGAUGAAACCGUGGAAGAGACGUACACGACACACGAACAAAUCACUACACAGAAAGCACAAGAAAUCACUGACGUUUUCGACACUGCUCAAAAAACCAUUCCUCAAAUUUUAGAAGCUCCUGCAGAUACUUCUGAAACGACGCAACCUUUGGACGAAGAAGCAAUGCCCGAAGAAACCGUGGUAGAGGAAAUUGUGUCUCCUGAUGGUAAGACUAAGAUCACAAAGAAAACUAAGCGUGUUGUCAAAAAGAAGUCGGCUAAAGAUAUUCCUGAAACAAUGGUUCUUGAACUGAAAGAACGGAAGUCAGAAGUGGAAGCAACACAGCCUGAUGAGGUAGAUGAUUUACCAGAAGUGACGGUUAUCGAAGAGGUUGCUCCAGAUGGUAGCAUCAAAAUCACAAAACGAACAAAACGAGUAACCAAGAAGAAGACCAUCGGUGUGACUCCAGAAUUACCUGAAAUGGAGCCCAAGGAAAAGCAACCUAUUGUGGAAGAACCUGACGACACAGAAAAGUUGGAUGACCUUCAAGAGCAAAAGAAACCUGAAGAAACUGAAGAGGGUCCUGAAGAAACGGUCACAGAAGAAAUCAUGAUGCCUGAUGGUAAGACCAAACAAACAAAGAUCACAAAACGUACAGUCAAAACGAAAAAAGUCAUAACACAACAAGACACACUUUCACCUACAGAACAUCAGCCAUCUACGGAUGAAACCGUGGAUGAGACGUACACGACACACGAACAAUUCACUACACAGAAAGCACAAGAAAUCACUGACGUUUUCGACACUGCUCAAACAACCAUUCCUCAAAUUUUAGAAGCUCCUGCAGAUACUUCUGAAAUGAAGCAAAAUUUGGACGAAGAAGCAAUGCCCGAAGAAACCGUGGUAGAGGAAAUUGUGUCUCCUGAUGGUAAGACUAAGAUCACAAAGAAAACUAAGCGUGUUAUCAAAAAGAAGACGAUUGGAGAUAUUCCUGAAACUAAAGAUCUUGAACUGAAAGAACCGAAGUCAGAAGUGGAAAAAACACAGCCUGAUGAGGUAGAUGAUUUACCUGAAGUAACGGUUAUCGAAGAGGUUGCUCCAGAUGGUAGCAUCAAAAUCACAAAACGAACAAAACGAGUAACCAAGAAGAAGACCAUCGGUGUGACUCCAGAAUUACCUGAAAUGGAGCCCAAGGAACAGCAACCUAUUGUGGAAGAACCUGACGACACAGACAAGUUGGAUGACCUUCAAGAGCAAAAGAAACCUGAAGAAACCGAAGAGGGUCCUGAAGAAACGGUCACAGAAGAAAUCAUGAUGCCUGAUGGUAAGACCAAACAAACAAAGAUCACAAAACGUACAGUCAAAACGAAAAAAGUCAUAACACAACAAGACACACUUUCACCUACAGAACAUCAGCCAUCUACGGAUGAAACCGUGGAAGAGACGUACACGACACACGAACAAUUCACUACACAGAAAGCACAAGAAAUCACUGACGCUUUCGACACUGCUCAAACAACCAUUCCUCAAAUUUUAGAAGCUCCUGCAAAUACUUCUAAAACGACGCAACCUUUGGACGAAGAAGCACUGCCCGAAGAAACCGUGGUAGAGGAAAUUGUGUCUCCUGAUGGUAAGACUAAGAUCACAAAGAAAACUGAGCGUCUUAUCAAAAAGAAGACGAUUGGAGAUAUUCCUGCAACUAAAGAUCUUGAACUGAAAGAACCGAAGUCAGAAGUGGAAGAAACACAGCCUGAUGAGGUAGAUGAUUUACCUGAAGUAACGGUUAUCGAAGAGGUUUCUCCAGAUGGUAGCAUCAAAAUCACAAAACGAACAAAACGAGUAACCAAGACGAAGACCAUCGGUGUGGCUCCGGAAUUAUUAGAUAAGGAGCCCAAGGAACAGCAACCUAUUGUGGAAGAACCUGACGACACAGAAAAGUUGGAUGACCUUCAAGAGCAAAAGAAACCUGAAGAAACUGAUGAGGGUCCUGAAGAAACGGUAACAGAAGAAAUCAUGAUGCCUGAUGGUAAGACCAAACAAACAAAGAUCACAAAACGUACAGUCAAAAAGAAAAAAGUCAUAACACAACAAGACACACUUUCACCUAAAGAACAUCAGCCAUCUACGGAUGAAACUGUGGAAGAGACGUACACGACACACGAACAAAUCACUACACAGAAAGCACAAGAAAUCACUGACGUUUUCGACACAGCUCAAACAACCAUUCCUCAAAUUUUAGAAGCUCCUGCAGAUACUUCUGAAACGAAGCAACCUUUGGACGAAGAAGCAAUGCCCGAAGAAACCGUGGUAGAGGAAAUUUUGUCUCCCGAUGGUAAUACUAAGAUCACAAAGAAAACUAAGCGUGUUAUCAAAAAGAAGACGAUUGGAGAUAUUCCUGAAACUAAAGAACUUGAACUGCAAGAACCGAAGUCAGAAGUGGAAGAAACACAGCCUGAUGAGGUAGAUGAUUUACCUGAAGUAACGGUUAUCGAAGAAGUUGCUCCAGAGGGUAGCAUCAAAAUCACAAAACGAACGAAACGAGUAACCAAGAAGAAGACCAUCGGUGUGACUCCAGAAUUACUUGAAAUUGAGCCCAAGGAACAGCAACCUAUUGUGGAAGAACUUGACGACACAGAAAAGUCAGACGAUCUGCAAGAGCAAAAGAAACCUGAAGAAACUGAAAAAGGUCCUGAGGAAACGGUGACAGAAGAAAUCAUGAUGCCUGACGGUAAGACCAAACAAACAAAGAUGCCAAAACGUACAGUCAAAAAGAAAAAAGUCAUAACACAACAAGACACACUUUCACCUACAGAACAUCAGCCAUCCACGGAUGAAACCGUGGAAGAGACAUACACGACACACGAACAAAUUACUACACAGAAAGCACAAGAAAUCACUGACGUUUUCGACACUGCCCAAACAACCAUUCUUCAAAUUUUAGAUGCUCCUGCAGAUACUUCUGAAACGACGCAACCUUUGGACGAAGAAGCAAUGCCCGAAGAAACCGUGGUAGAGGAAAUUAUGUCUCCAGAUGGUAAGAAUAGGAUCACAAAGGAAACUAAGCGUGUUGUCAAAAAGAAGACGAUUGGAGAUAUUCUUGAAACUAAAGCUCUUGAACUGAAAGAACCGAAAUCAAAAGUGGAAGAAACACAGCCUGAUGAGGUACGUGAUUUACCAGAAGAAACUGUAAUCGAAGAGGUUUCCCCAGGUGGUAGCAUCAAAACAACAAAACGAAUAAAACGUGUAACUAAGAAGAAUACCAUCGGUGUGACUCCAGAAUUGUCAGAAAUGGAGCCCAAGGAACAGCGACCUAUUGUGGAAGAACCUGACGACACAGAAAAGUUGGAUGAUCUGCAAGAGCAGAAGAACCCUGAAGAAACUGAAGAGGGUCCUGAGGAAACGGUGACAGAAGAAAUGAUGAUGCCCGACGGUAAGACCAAACAAACAAAGAUCACAAAACGUACAGUCAAAAAGAAAAAAGCCAUAACACAACAAGACACACUUUCACCUACAGAACAUCAGCCAUCCACGGAUGUAACCGUGGAAGAGACGUACACGACACAAGAACAAAUCACUACACAGAAAGCACAAGAAAUCACUGACGUUUUUGACACUGCCAAAACAACCAUUCCUCAAAUUUUAGAAGCUCCUGCAGAUACUUCUGAAACGACGCAACCUUUGGACGAAGAAGCAAUGCCUGUAGAAACCGUGGUGGAGGAAAUUGUGUCUCCAGAUGGUAAGACUAAGAUCACAAAGAAAACUAAGCGUGUUGUCAAAAAGAAGACGAUUGGAGAUAUUCCUGAAACUAAAGAUCUUGAACUGAAAGAACCGAAGUCAGAAGUGGAAGAAACACAGCCUGAUGAGGUAGAUGAUUUACCUGAAGUAACGGUUAUCGAAGAGGUUGCUCCAGAUGGUAGCAUCAAAAUCACAAAACGAACAAAACGAGUAACCAAGAAGAAGACCAUCGGUGUGACUCCAGAAUUACCUGAAAUGGAGCCCAAGGAACAGCGACCUAUUGUGGAAGAACCUGACGACACAGAAAAGUUAGAUGAUCUGCAAGAGCAGAAGAAACCUGAAGAAACUGAAGAGGGUCGUGAGGAAACGGUGACAGAAGAAAUCAUGAUGCCUGACGAUGUUCCUGCAGAUACUUUUGAAACGACGCAACCUUUGGACGAAGAAGCAAUGCCCGAAGAAACCGUGGUAGAGGAAAUUGUGUCUCCAGAUGGUAAGACAAAGAUCACAAAGAAAACUAAGCGUGUUGUCAAAAAGAAGACGAUUAGUGAUAUUCCUGAAACUAAAGAUCUUGAACUGAAAGAACCGAAGUCAGAAGUGGAAGAAACACAGCCUGAUGUGGUAGAUGAUUUACCUGAAGAGUCUGUGAUAGAAGAAAUUAUGAUGCCUGACGGUAAGAUCAAACAAACAAAGAUCACGAAACAAACAUUCGAAAAUAGAAAAGUAAUUACACCACAAGAUACACAUACACCUACAGAACAACAGCCUUCCACGGAUGAAUACGUGGAGGAGACUUACACCACACAAGAACAGAUCACUUCACAGAAAGUACAACUUAUCACUGACAUUUUCGACACUACCCAAACAACCAUUCCUCAAAUUUUAGAAGCUCCUGCAGAUACUUCCGAAAUGACAUACAUGACUCAAGAACAAAUCACUACACAGAAAGCACAAGAAAUCACUGACGUUUUUGACACUGCCAAAAAACCGAAGUCAGAAGUAGAAGAAACACAGCCGGAUGAGGUACGUGAUUUACCAGAAAAAACUGUAAUCGAAGAGGUUUCCCCAGAUGUUAGCAUCAAAACAACAAAACGAACAAAACGUGUAACCAAGAAGAAGACCAUCGGUGUGACUCCAGAAUUAUCAGAAAUGGAGCCCAAGGAACAGCGACCUAUUGUGGAAGAACCUGACGACAAAGAAAAGUUGGAUGAUCUGCCAGAGCAGAAGAAACCUGAAGAAACUGAAGAGGGUCCUGAGGAAACGGUGACAGAAGAAAUCAUGAUUCCUGACGGUAAGACCAAACAAACAAAGAUCACAAAACGUACAGUCACAAAGAAAAAAGUCAUAACACAACAAGACACACUUACACCUACAGAAGAACAGCCUUCCACGGAUGAAAUCGUGGAACAACUCACUACACAGAAAGCACAAGACGUCACUGACAUUCUCGACACUGCCCAGACCGCCAUUCCUCAAGUAUUAGAAUCUCUCGCAGAUACUUUUAAUACGACGAAACUUUGGGACGAUAAAGAAAUGCCUGAAGAUACUGUUGUCGAGGAAAUCGUGUCUCCAGAUGGCAAAACUAAGAUCACAAAGAAAACUAAGAGUGUUGUCAAAAAGAAGACGGUUAAAGAUAUUCCUGAAUCUUUAUAUCUUGAACUGAAAGAGCCGAAGUCAGAAGUGGAAGAAACGCUACCUGAUGAUGUAGAAGACCUGCCAGAGGAGUCUGUAAUCCAAGAGACAACCCCGGAUGGAAGCAUCAAAAUUACACGAACAAAACGUGUAACCAAGAAAAAGACCAUCGGUGUGACUCCGGAAUUAUCAGAAAAGGAGGCCACGGAAGAGCAACCAAUUAUAGAAGAACCUGACGACACAAAAAAGUUGGAUGAUCUGCAAGAGCAACAGAAACCAGAAGAAAUCGAAGAGGCUCCUGAGGAAACGGUGACAGAAGAAAUCAUGAUGCCUGAUGAUGUUUCUGAAACCCCAAAACCCAGUGAAGAUAAUAAGAAGUCAGAAGAUUCACAAAAAGAGACCAUUGUUGGGAAAACUGUAACUAAAGUGAAAAAAGGUGUCGUCAAAAAGAAAGGUGAUGAAUCAGCGAAUUUGGAAGUGGAUAAUGAAGAAAUUAAACCAGUGUCGUACGAAUUGAGACCAGAAGAAAACGAUGAGCUAGUGAUGAACGAAGAAAUUUUCAGGCCCGAAGAUAUUACUGUCAACUACACAUCUCCAAAAUCAUCUGAUACAGAAAUUUGUGAAGAAAUAAUUACUAAGUUCGUUAAGGGUCCUGGUGACAUGGAACCUAAACAAGUGAAAACGAAGCGAACUAUACUGAAAAAGAAAAAGAAACCCAAACAUGAAUAUGAUGACAUGGGUGAUAUUGUUAUAGAGGAAAAUAUAGACAACGAAAACGAAAUUCCUAAGAAUGCAGCUAUUAGUCAUGAUGUAAAUAUUGUUGAGUAUGAAGGUGAGGACACAAUUGAGUAUCCCAAUGUAUAUCAAACGACUAUCGAAUUGCCCGAUGACACAAUGGAAAUACCUGAACACCCGAGACAAGUACAAAUCGAAGAAAUGGUUGACAGUGAUAAUGAGAAGCCCAUUGAAAUUUCAAGCGAUAAACCUUAUAAGCAGGCCGAAUCUCUUAAACCCCGAGGUGACGAGAAAGAUGAAGACUCACCUGAAAAGAAAGAUGAACCUGAAAAGAAAUUUACCAAAAAAUUGAAGCUAACUCCUCAAAAUAUUGAACAUGUGUCUAUGAAGUUGAGUGAACCACAGCAUGCGGAGCCACAGUUUGCUAAAUUGAAGUUAAAGAAACCAACUGUUAGAGAACCAAAACCAGAAACAAAAACAACUACUUUCCCAAAAAUUCAAUUGAAAAGUCGUAUAAAAUUAAUAACCGAUUGGCCACCAGAAGAAAUGAAACCUAUUAUUACAUUUAUGGGAAGUGUUAGACAAAAUGGUGAAUUAUCUAGAAAUAUCAAAGAAGCAGCCAAAAUAAAGAAAAAGCCCAUAAAAGUAAAGGAGCCCGAAGCAAUACACACAGAUUUAGAAAAACCAGAACAAUUCGAAUUCACAAAAGAAAUAGUGGAACCUGAACCUGUGGGUCAACUUGUAGAAGAAAAAGAACCUGAAAAUGAGUAUGUAGAGAUUCCAAAAAUAGAUAAAACAAAGUCUUCUGAUACAAAAGACGCCGAAAGUACUCCUAGUGAUAAAAAGAAAAAACUUAAACCCUUAAAAAUUGAACGUAAAACAAUGGAUAUUGAUAAACCUCAAUACAUAGAAGAAGUUAGUGGCCCAGAAUUUUUAAAACCAAAGUUAAAGAAACCUGUCGUCAAGCCUAAACAAGAUACAACGCCUGUUUCAAUACCGAAAAUUCAACUAAAAAGUCGCAUUAACUAUGUGACUGAUUGGCCAUCAAAUAUAAUAAUGCCACAAAUAACAAUACUUAAUAGUGUAAGGCAAAAUGGUGAGCUAUCCCGAAAUAUAACAGAGGCAAGAAAAAUAAAGAAAAAGAAACUUGUUCUAGAAAAGUUACCCGAUAUAGAAAAAACUGAGCUAGAAAAACCAAUGUUUACAUCUGAAGACAUACUUCAAUCCAAAGUGCCCUCUAAAGCUGAAACAGAGGAAGAACCUUCGCAUCCCGAAGAGGAAAAACCUGUUGUUAAAGAAACAAGGAAGAGAGAAAGAAAGCAGAAGCAAAGCGAAGAAGUUGAUGUAAUUGAAUCAAAAACAACUUUGAAAGAAGAACAACCAACCCAGUUAGAUGAAAAAGAAGAAGAAAUUCCAAAACAAGAAGAGAUUCCGGAACCAGAAGAAGUUCCAGAACAAGAAGAAAUUCUAGAACAAUUUACUAUAACUCCACGGCGACCGAGUGUUAAGAAAAUAAACGAAGAAGUUGAAGUUGAUGAAGUUACUAUUAAGAAAAAGCUAAAACCAAUUCGAAAAUCGUCAAUUACGCUCCCAGAAGUGACUGAACCAGAGAAUGUAAUUUUCAGACCAAAACGAACUAAAACAAAAGAAGAUGUUGAACAAGAAUUUAAUAUUCAACUUGAUUCCUAUGCGGAGGAAGAGAUCUCGAUGUCAAGUAAGGUCAAAUUAAAACCUCAGAGACAACCAACCUUUAACGAAGAAAAUGAUGAAACUUCUAUAAAAUUCUUUGAAGAAAAAGAAGAUGAAAAUAAUGUAAUUGAAAUAAUAGACAGUGACGUAGAUGUUGAUGAAAAUAUUAAUGUAUCCAUCAAAAAACCUAUCAAAAAGAAAAAGCCCGUUGAAGAUAUAACCACCGACAUAACGAUGCGUAAACCAACGGACAAAAAAGAAGAAAUGAUUGAGAAUGUUAAUUUAAUUUUGAAUGAAAAGAAAGUUAAUGAAGAACAAGAAAUAAGCUUUGACGUCAAGGCUCGCAUUGAAACAUCUAGUCAAGAAAAUACAUUAUUAUCUAGCAAAAUUAAACUAAAACCAAAGAAAAAGUUCAUUACGUCUGAAGAUGGCGAUGAAACAUCAAUAACAGUAGAAAAGAUAGUUGAAGAUGACUCUCAAGCUGAAGAGAUAGUGAUAAGUGAAGCUGAGUCUGAAGAAAAUGUUCAAAUGGUUAUUAAAAGAAAACCCAAAACAUCUAACUACGAAAUAAGUGACAUUGAAGAGUUUAGCUAUGAAGUAAAACCCAAGAAGAAAGACAGCGACAUUUAUGAAGAAGAAAAAGUAACUAUAUCAACUAAACCGCAAAAGAAACCGACACAACUUCUAGAAGCCGAGGCUUCCAUGAGUAUAUCAAAAGAGCACGAAUUCCCAGAUACACCAGUAAGCGUUCGCUGUGGAGAUACUGUAUUUGCGGUCUACUCGUACGUCGCUGAAACAGACGAAGCCAUUAACUUGGUAGAGGGUGAACGUCUGUACAUUCUAGAAACAACAAAUCAGGACUGGUGGUUUGUGCGGAAACACCUCACGGAAGAAAAAGGCUGGGUGCCUGCGCAGUAUCUGAUGGAUGAAGCUAAUUACACUCUUUAUCUUCAGAAGAAAUUAAAUGAAAAAAUUGACAAGCUUCCUGUCUUUGAAAAACCGACGCCAGAAGAGCAAGCAAUCGCUCCUAUAUUUACUGAAAAAUUAAGACCCAAGCAUACUCCGGAUGGUUCCACAGUACAAUUCGAGUGUCAAGUAGAGGGCUAUCCUAGGCCACAGAUAACUUGGUUCAGGCAAACUGCUAUAAUAAAACCUUCACAAGAUUUCCAAAUGUAUUACGACGACGAUAAUGUGGCUACCUUAAUCAUACGAGAAGUGUUUCCAGAAGAUGCUGGAACUUUCACUUGUGUAGCCAAGAACGCUGCAGGCUUCGCUUCAAGUACAACUGAACUUAUUGUGGAGGCCCCCCUUUCUGAUCACGGUUCUGAAAUGACUUACCUUUCAAGAAAGAGUUUAUCGAGAGAAUCAUCUUUAGCUGACAUAUUAGAAGGCAUUCCACCUACAUUUUCCAAACGUCCUAAAGCACAGUACGUUGAUGAAGGUUCUGAAAUAUUCUUGGAAUGUAGAUUAGUUGCUAUUCCGGAACCUGAUAUUGUAUGGUUCUUCAAGGGUGAAGAAAUUGUAACGAAUGAAAAUGUUACAGUUAUCACUGAAUCAGAUAUGCACAUGUAUUGUAGCGUUCUUAAAAUAUCAGAUGUCAAAAAGUUACAGGAAGGUACGUACACAGUGUUAGCCGUCAACAGAGAAGGUGAAGCUAGUUUACCGAUUGUGCUAAAGAUCAAAACAGGUGAAAAGGAAAAACCUCAAGUAAUAGAGCCUUUAAAGAAUCUUACGGUAAGAGAGGGAGAAAGUUUUGUUCUUACAACGCAAGUCGUUGGAAAUCCUGUGCCAGAAGUUUCUUGGUUUAAAAAUAAUAAGCCCAUCAAAUCUUUACCUCAAAAAUCUGAUGGUGAUACACAUUCUAUAACUAUCCUCAAACCAAAGAAAGGUAAAGAUGAUGGUGUGUACACUCUUAAAGCUAUUAAUAGUGAAGGGACAACUGAGACCAGAGCUGUUAUUACGAUUGAAGAACCAACUGAAGAAAAUGCUGAGCCACCAUUAUUUAUUAACAGAUUCCAAGAAAUUACAGUGAAAGAAAAGGGAACAGUAACAUUAAGAGCAAAAGUUACUGGAAAUCCAGUUCCAAUUAUUACUUGGUAUAGGAACAAUGAAAUAAUUUCCCCUUCGGAAACGGUGAUACAAAUGUUUGACGGUGAAAAUAUAACUCUUACCAUUGCCAACGUUGAUUCCGAAAUAGAUUCGGGAGACUACAAAUGUGUUGCUUCGAAUAGUGCCGGUAAAGCUUCACACGGUGCACGAGUAACCAUUGACGUAGAUAAGGUGACAUUUGUUAAGCAAUUGAAAAAGAAAUAUGAAGCUGAAGAGGGGCAAGUCGUUGUUCUUGAAUGUGAAACCUCCCAUACUGUAUCUACUAAAUGGUACCACAACAACAAAGAACUGAGUGGCAUGGAUCACAGAGAGAUAAUUCAAGAGGGACGUGUUCAUAAACUCAGAGUAAAGAAAUCAAAAUUAACAGAUAAUGGUACUGUUAAAUGUGUAGUCAAAGAUCAAGAAACUAGUAGCAGCUUGAUAGUGUACGAAACUACUCCAGAAUUUGUGAGAAAACUACAAGAUUGCGAGGUAAAGGAAAAAGACAUUGCUAUAUUAGAAGUUGAAGUUAAUUCUGAAACUGCUGACGUGGUUUGGAAAAAAGAUGGUGAAAUAAUUAAACCUAAGAAAAAUAAGUAUGAGCUUGAAAAACGCGGCAAUGUCAGGAAACUAUUUAUUCGCAAUACAUCGGUUCAUGAUGAAGGUGAAUACGCAUGCAAGUUACGUGAUGACGAAUGUACUGCUGAAGUAACAGUUGUGGAGCUUCCACCAGAAAUUAUAUCAAGACUGCAGGAUCAACGGGUUAGUAAAGGAAAUAAGGCAACAUUUGAAAUUGAGUUAACUAAGGGUGACGCUUUAGUGCGAUGGUUUAAAGAUAAUACGGAAAUUCAGUUCUCAAAUCAUAUCCAAUUAACUAUAGAUGGUAAAAAACAAAAGUUGAAGAUUUAUGAUUGUGAUGAAAAAGAUGCAGGUGAAUAUGCUUGUGAAGUCGGUAGUGAAAGAUGCACGGCCAAACUUACUGUCGAUGAACCAUCUAUAGAUUUUGCACUACGACUACCAGAAGUUAUCACUGUAUUAGCCAGCAACGAUGCAUACUUAACUGUUGAGGUACCUGACGAAAGUCUCGAUGUAAUUUGGUUCAAAAAGAAGACAAGCAUUACUGAAACAGAAAAGUAUACCUUGAUAACCGAUGGUUGCAAACGUACACUUAUAAUACGCAAGUGUUCUGAAGAAGACCAAUGUGAUUAUUCUUGCGUGUUACUCGAUGCCAAGACGUCAACUAAAUUAAAAGUAAACGUGAUAGAGUUUGCACCUAGGAUACUGGACCACCAAAAGGACUAUAAGGUAGCAAGAGGUAAUGACGUGACUAUAACUGUCCAUUAUGAAGCUAAUCCGCAGCCAAAUGAUGAAUGGGUGGUUAAUUCCAAAAUUAUUAAAAGAAGUAAACACACAAAACCUUCAAUUGAUUCAAAGCAUGCCAGUUUAACUAUCAAGAAAAUUGAACAUUCUGAUGUAGGAUCAUAUAAAUUAAAACUUGAAAAUAACUGCGGAAGUGCCGAAGUAGAAAUCAAUGUUAUUAUUAUGGACAUUCCUUCGCCACCAGGAAAACCAAACGUCCUUGAAACUAAUGAUACAUCUGUCAACAUAUUCUGGUCAGAACCUGUUAACGAUGGAAAUUCAAAGAUUCUUAGUUAUAUCGUUGAAUAUCAAGAACAAAAUAUGACAGAAUGGAUCUCGAUUGAAAAUGUUACUAAAGCCCAACAUUCAGUCGAAAAAUUGAAAACAAAGUCCUUAUAUAGAUUCCGCGUCUUUGCUGUUAAUGAGAUUGGCGUAAGUGAGGCAUCAGAAUUAACAGAAUAUAUUUUAGUCAAAAAAAUAACUGAAGGUCAUGCACCCACUAUUGAAAAACCCCUCAAAGAUGUAAUUGGCGAACCAAAUGAAAAUAUUGAGUUGAAUUGUAUAUUUGGAGGUAUACCUGAACCUAAGGUGUCAUGGUUUAAGAAUAACAAACAAUUAAAGACAGCUAAGGCUGUAUAUAUUAAUAGAGUAGCCACUUUAGUUGUAUCUGUGAGUGAAACUGCUGAAGGUACUUACACUUGUAAAGCUACGAAUGAACAUGGUGAAAUUGAAACCUCUUGUACAUUAGAAAUUCGCCAGAAGCCUAUUAUAACUGUAUCUCCAGAUGAAAUUGAUCAAAGGCAUAAAAUUAAUGAAGAUUGGCAAGUUACUGCUAGUGUAGUAGGAAUACCGAAACCAGAUAUAGUAUGGUAUAAAAAUGGAGUUGUUGUUAAAGAUGAGCAAAAUGUAGAAAUAAGAUCGGAAGAAAAUGUAAGCAUAAUAAGGAUAAAGCUUUUAGAGAGAUCUCAUAGUGGAAAGUACUCUAUUGAAGCCAGCAAUAAAGCAGGGACAACUUCACAAGAAGUAACCCUCAGAGUUUACGAUGACACUAUACGGCGGCGAAAGUCUAAAUCUCCGGGCGAAGAGUUUCUGGAUAAACCUAGUAAGCCUGAAGGUCCAGUAAUAAUGAAAGAAAUCACAAAAGAUUCCGUUACAAUUGAGUGGAAACCACCAAUAGAUGAUGGUGGUUUGGAAUUAACGAAAUAUGCAAUUGAAAAACAUGAACCUGAUACGAAUAAGUGGGUUAAAGUGGCUGAUGUCGACAAAGAUGUCGAAUCAUAUUCUAUUCAGAAACUAAAUGAACACAACGAAUACAUGUUUAGAAUUAUGGCUCAAAAUCCUGUUGGAAUAUCUGAGCCUUUAGAAAGUGAACCAAUUAUAAUUAAGACUGCUUUAGACGUACCAUCACCACCGUUGGGACCUUUAGGCUUGUAUGGCAUUAACAACGACUCCCUUACAAUCACUUGGUUCCCAUCAGAAAGGAAUGGAGGAUCAGCUAUUUUGGACUACUCCGUAUAUAUCAACAAAGAUAAUACAAAAUGGGUGCAUGCGACAACAGUAUCUGACACUUCUGCGAGGAUCGAUGCGCUUAUUGCUAAGUCUAUAUAUCAGUUCAGAAUAUACGCUAGAAACGAAAUCGGCACAAGUUCGCCGUACGAGUCAGAUGAGAAAGUCACUAUUGGAAAGACGCUAACACCUCCAUCGCAGCCAAGACAAUUUAAGGUAAAGGAAAUGACGUCCCGAUCAGUCACUUUACAAUGGACUGCGCCAGAAAGUGACGGUGGAAGCGUCAUCACAAAUUACAUUAUAGAGUACAAGACUGUUAAAGGAAAGACUUGGUCGAAGAUGAUUACCGUUGGUGGAUCAACCUUCGAACAUUGUAUUGAGAAUAUUAAGGAGAAGGAUGAAAUAAUAUUUAGGAUAUCAGCAGAAAACGCAAUUGGCGUUAGUCUGCCGACCGAAUCACAAACUGUGCGAUUAGAGAAGCAUGCAACCGUUCCAUCCCCGCCAACCGGUCCAUUAGAAGUGAGAAUGGUCGGUAAUAAUAUAGUGACCACAUCGUGGGGAACACCAGAAUGGGACGGUGGUGCACCGCUCCUAGGUUAUAACAUCGCCAUUCGUGAUGUCACCAAAACGAUGUGGAUGGAAGUCGGAAAGGUCGACGUCCACAAUCUCAAAUUCAACAUCCGAGAUCUGAAUGAGAACCACACGUAUAUGAUAAGAAUAUUCGCGAGGAACGAAAUUGGUAUGAGUGAGCCGCUCGAGUCCGAUGAACCAUUCAAGGUCAUACCGAGCACAGAUUCACAAGCAGACGAGGAGCCCGGUGAGCACACGGAGCUGACAGAGCCCACGUCGUUCUCACAAACGACCACCUCCUGGCUGAGGGAACACAACAUGGAUGCGGACAUUCGAUCCUACGCCAGAGGCUCCCUGCUGCGACGAGACGAAUACUUCUUUAGAAUAUGGCUUUACGCGAAGCAACUGUUCAAGUGAUCGUGAACGAUACCAAAAAACUGACCUGUGAUAUUACUAAAAAGUGAAAAUAGAAACUCCAUAAUCCUAGUCGAUAAAUCCUACCAUGUUACGGAGUUUCCCAAUUGAUCGAUUCCAAAAAUAGUUUGCGGAUAGUAAUUAUAGUUACCGUUUACGACAGAGUUAUGCUUUGUCUCUUUUUUAUAUUCGAUUUUAUUUAAAUAUCCUAGUUGAAAAUAUUUAUUUUAGAUAAGAGAAACCUAUUUAUUUAAUUUAUUACAAUAGAACCAAAACUGAUCAUCAUAUUUUUGCCUCAUUCAAUGUUUUUUGGGAGACGUUUUAAAUAUAGGUGCAAAUAUUUAUACGACAAAUUGAAUGAGACCUAAAUAUAUUUGAUCAGCUUUUGUUUGUACGAAUGUUUAUAAUAAAACAAUAAUUUAA
Molecule: messenger RNA, 68908 nt
Organism: Aricia agestis (brown argus)
Lineage: Eukaryota; Metazoa; Arthropoda; Insecta; Lepidoptera; Lycaenidae
Gene: Kettin
Product: titin
Exons: 57
Coding region: 218-68488 (22756 amino acids)
Molecular function (GO): protein binding
Source: RefSeq, a predicted model, not a curated record